AGAGUAGCUCGAUGUUUCACAGCGGAGAGGACGACUCUCAGGGUUUUUGUGGACUCUAGGAAACAGGCAGGUAAGUCUGUUUUCUAUCUCACCUUUUUAUCUUGUGCGCUGAAUAUCUUUCCUCCACUUUUUCCAUGUACAUACACCCUCCACACAUCCGUGUCCACGCAGGUGAAGGUGAUUAAAGGGUGCGCGGUGCUGUUUUUUCUCCUCGCGCUGCUGCAGUCCAGGUCAGACAGGUGCACAUGGGCGGAUGUUUGCACACUCAUUAAGCGCGCGUGGACUAUUUACAAACGUUAUAAACCUGAUAUUCCUCAUGUUAAAGUUGCAUGCUGUGGUAAAUAAUAGUAUGGAUAUUUGCGGAAGUGUUUUUGUAUGGACUGAAGUCACUUUUUCUGAGAGCUGGCUGCAGUGUUGUGAGGCAGGAUGGAAAUUUGGACACAUUUGGAUGUUUGCUUUUAGGCUGUUCUUUUUUUUAGUGUAGAGAGGACAACGUGAAAGGGUUAGACAAAAGACACAAGGAGAGAGAGAGAGGAGAAAAUUGUCGUUUUGACUGAGUCAUACCUUCGAUAAUUAGUUAGAAAAGUUGAAUGAAGCAUCAAUAAAAAUUAGUGACACAUGGAUUAGAGAUGCACCGAUCCAUUUUUUUCGAUCCAAUCCGAUCCGUAUCGGCGAUAUAUGAUACCGAUCCAAUACUACUAUUGAAUGCAUAAACUGUAUACCUUGUCCUGUGAGUGAAGGCAUCGGGCUUGACAUUUGCCUUGUUAAAAAAGGUAACAAAUUAACACAGAUAUAAAUUUACUUAAAAUUAUUAACAAAUAACAAAUUGCACAUAGCACAUGGCAAAAAGAAGUAAAACUUCCAUGUAUUAAAGGAAAAAUUAAUCAAUAGAAAAAAAAAAGAGACCGGAUCAGAAUGCUGGAAUGGCAUCAUUCAUCCGAUAUCCGAUCCAGUUGAUUUGUCAAUAUCGAAGCCGAUAUACGAUCCAGAUAUCCUGCAUCCCUAACAUGGAUAAGUGUUAUAUCAAUUAAUAUGCUAAUGUUGUUGAAUAUGCACAUUGUGGAACUUAAAGCUCCUGUAAGAAGGCAUUCAAGAAAUGGACUGAAAUUCAUGCGGAUGACUUUCGUGAUGUUUAAAGGCAGAAAACACCAUCAGUGGAGAGAUUGAGAGAGUGGAGAGAUCUGUAUCUUGUCAUUUUUAAUUCAUGUAACUGCUGCAAGGGGGUAGGUGUCAACUGAGUGACUGAGCAAUAUUUAUUCAUGAUAAAUGAUUCCUUUGAAAGUCAGCAGGAUGUGUUUUUUUGUGUGUGUGUGUGUGUGUGUGUGUGUGUGUGUGUGUGUGUGUGUGUAAGAGUCACUACUAAAGCAUGUAGUAGGGAAAGAUAAGCAAAGACUACCUUGUUCCACGGGACGCCAAAGUCAACACAAACUGAAAGUUUUGAGCUGGUAUGACAGAAGACUGAAAUGAGUAGUAACACUUCUUAAUGGGUUACAUAAGAACAUAAUGCCUUCAGCAACAAGAGUCAUGUUUUCUUUCAGUCGUUUUAAAUAUGUUAGCUAUCCCUGCAGGGUUGGUGUCAGACCAGGUUAAAAACUUCCACUUUUACAGGAAGUACCCAAUACAAUCAAAUAAAAGUGCAUAAUAACUGUGAAACUUUAUUUUUGAGUCUUUUACAGCCCUAAUUAAAGAGAAUCAGUCAACUCUAUUUCAGUUUACAUUGACAUUAAAACUUAUUGAAAGUUUGAGCUGUCUUUUUGCAACAGAGAGGGCCACCACCCAUCCAAGUCCAUUAAAAGAUUGAACUCAAACCCAUUAUUAUAUCCUGUAGAUCAGCAGAUUACUUCAAAUCUACAAAGGUGGUACACUCUUGCUCAAGUUGUCUAUGAUCCAUCUUAUCAUGUUAGAGCAGGGCCGGGAUCUGUCUACUUUCACAGGUAAACGACCUCACUGUACUGUAGCUGCUCCUUGUGAUAGAAAUUUGGUCUCUUUAAAGUGAUCCUGAUUAUUUGGCUCAGUAAGAAUCAGCUCUUUUGGCUCCCAGGUGGCUCUUUGGUCAUGUACAAGAAAUAUUUGAUAGCUGAGUUGUUCACGACCAGCAUUUCAGUCUCAGCAAAGAUGUAAACUGCCACAGUAAAGUAAGGUAACGUGGAAUCUAUAAAAAGGUGGAGUUGUGGGUAUGAAAGCUUAUGAUUGAUUACCAGGUUAAAAUGGUUUGACAAAGAAAUGCUCAAGAACCCUGUUCAGACUGAAAGUAAUAUUGAUGUCUCUCUGUAAACAAGAAGAGUGGCUUUCUCUGUGAUCAUUUUUUAUGUCCGAACUCAUCGGCAGAGGGUUGGUGUCAGUGGAAUUGAUAACCUACAUACUGCUGCUCCUUUGAUAUGUUCCAGAGCAACUAUUCACGAGUAAUACAACUGAACAUUGAAAGGGAAGAUUUCUUUAGAAACAUUAAAGACAAAAACAGCAAGGACAGAUUUGUACAGUUAUUUACAGUCAUUGAUAUAUAUAUCAUCUGUACAUCAUCAACAAUUGUCUGCAACUUUAAGGGUUAAAAAUAUUACUGGAUCUUUUGGAUUCCUGGAGGCCAAUUUUCACGAGGUCAGAGGUCAAACAGCUCAUUGGAGGGGUCUUCAAAUUGAUUAAAAAGAGCUUCCUAAAUACACAAAGCAAAGGAGAAACACAGCUACCGAAAACUGCUGAUUAAAGUAUUGUUCAUUUAAAAAAAAAAGGCAAAAGUCAUGAUGAAAUUUUGUUUAUUUAUUUGGCCUCAUAAUAAAAGGCAAUUUCCCCCCCCAGAGGGCUGUGUUAUUUAAAGCUGCACAUGCAACCAAUUAACAAAUCUGACAAUGAGACAAAAAGGAGUGAUUACCACAUAGGUGCAAAUUGGAUGAUGCAGUACAGAGGAUGAAGAGAUGUUAUAGGGAGAGCUUAUAUCUCUUGUUUAGGUAGAGAAGAGCUUAUGAAUACAAAGACAGUUAUCUUAUCUUUAUGAUUGAUAAAUUAGCGGUUUUUGAUAAAUUCUUAAUCAUUUCUUAAUAGGAAGUCAUUUCAUUAAACAUGCUGAUAGAUCCAAACAUAAACUAUAUAUCAAAAUAGAUAACACGUCUCCAUCUGCGUCCACUGGGAGAAGUAGGGCAAAGAUACUUCGUCAAUGGAUGCUGACAUAUUGCACUAUCUGUCUGACAUCGCACCCCCUCCGCCAAGCAAAACACACAUUUACCUGAUAACAAACCUUCAAAGAGUACAGUCAACAGCAGAGCAGAUUAUUGUGCUGAUUGAAGCAGACACUCAUGGUUAUGCAAAGUUCAAUGACUGUUAUGUUAGUGUUUGUUGUCUUUUCUCUCUCUGAUCCUCCUCCAUGUGUUAAUCUGGUUAACAGCGCUGCCGACCCCUUCAUUUGUCAACAAAGCUACAGUCAUGAUAUCCCAUCUAUUCUGGUUAAUAUUUAAAACAAGUGAACAACUGGAAAAGGAGGAUUUGCACAUAAAUUAGCGUGAUCAGAGCUAACAUAGAAUUUUUAAGAAAAAUUUGCCAGAUUUAUUUUAGUUUUCAAGUUUGACCCAUGUUCCAUCUAUUUCAAUGGAGGAGGCGGGGCUUAAGACCUGUACCGCAGCCAGCCACAGGGGGAGCUCUAAAAGUUCGGAGUUUAUGUCUCCAGUUACAAAUAGUUAAAGCCUCUGCUAGGAGUUUUAUUUAUUUUUAGAUGUAUAAAAUACACUAAAAUUCAAAUUGAAGCUUUUUUUUAUGAUACACAUAAGCAAGAAGACCAUCAGCGUCAAAAUCGACAAUUUUUAUGGUGUAAUUUUUAAUGCCGAAUCCUGAAGUGAGGGAGUAGAGAGCUGAGCAGCUGAGGGAACAGCCCUAUUUUUUAACUUUUUUUUACAAGCAUGUAGAGCACAACACUGCUUUGUCCACAGGGGGCACCAAAACUGCCACAAACUGAAAUAUCCUCACAGGAGCUUAAAUAGAUCCAACCAAGAUUUAUGUGUUAACAACAACCGACUAUUAGGAUGUCAGUAAAUUCUUCACAUAGAAAUCAUCACUAACUGUAUGUUUGGUGAAUAAUGGCAUAAUGUAAAGGUCGUGUUAGUGUAACUUUCAAGAGGAACCCCCUCAGAGGAAAUAGAGAGGCCAAUAGUGUGCCACUUAAUCAUAAUUUCAUGCUUCAUGUGUAAAGAUCCGUGCCAAGAUUUCUAUACAUCUCAGUGCUCGUGGCCCACAGAGUGAACUCACGUAUUUGUUCUCAUGUGUGUGACUAAUCUCAUUCAUGGUUCAGCUGUAAACCAGAUCCCUGACAGUUUGUGAUAAAGAAAAGAAGAGAAAAUAAGGAAAACAUGUUUCAAUAUCUCACCGAGGGUAACAUGCUGUGGUUCCUUUAAGUUAAAGCCAUUCAAUAUUUCCCAGUUGGUGUUUUAAGCAGAAAUAUGGUCAAAAGUGUGGCAGUGUUUCAGAUUUUUUAGUGCUAUUCAUGGAAGAGAACGACAGAAAUAACACAAAGGCUUUAUUGAUCUCCAUGCAGAAAUAUUGUCAGGGUAUUAGUUAAAUCAACCUGUCCAUCUAUCUUCUUUCUCUUCAAAUCCAGUCACUCAGAUGUUUGACAAGCAGGAAAAAAAUCAUAGAAAUUAGUUUUAAUGUCCUUGUCAGUGUGUUGUGAACCCGGCUCUGUGGCUCAAUGAGCAGGAAGAAACAUAAAGUCAAAGGUGUCCCAGACACCGCCUGCUGCUUUGUUCAAUUCUUCCUUUCCUCCCAACACGUGUGAUGAAUCGCCCGUGCCAUUGCCAAGGCUGACGUGUUUACCUUUCCCUCCUGGAGCUUCUCUGCUUUCGUCAGUGAGGAAACAGAGCACCCUGUCAGGCAGCGCCCGUGCCAGCUCCUGUAGUACAGCACACACACAACGCAAAUGCAGAUGUGUUGAAACAAAGAUGUGUUUGCUGUGGGUUAGGUGAGGGCAGCAGCUGACAAAACCACACCAAAGGGCUUCUCACCCACAUGCCCGCAAGUCUGGCUGAUCUGCCGCUCGCUGUUUCGCUACAGUUUCAGCAGAUGGGGGCUUAGGAGGGGUUGAUGAAGUUUUAAGCAGCUAUCAAACAAGGAUGAAGUUGUUUUUUUCCUCUGGUUUCGGGACUGUGCAAAAUUUAUACUGUUCACUGCUACAGACUGAGCUGCAAAAAUAACAUUUUAUUCAUUACCAUAGUUGGUUGAAACAGAAGUGCGAUACUGAAGAGUGCAGAAAGGCUGAAAUAAUUAUGGCACUGUUGGCUAUGUAACUGGAUUCUGAUGUUUGUUAGGAAAACUGUGAUUUCAAGGAGGUCAGCAGAGAGAUUUGACGAUAAAAUCUCUGAUUCAAGGCAGAUGUCGUAGGUUAAGUUUGUUGCAACAUGCAAAAGACGCCCAAAUUUGGGUUUUCAAACCAAGUGGGGGUGGUUGAGGUGCAUGGUGAGUAAUGGCGGCACAAAGUUUUGACAGGGAAGGAAAAUGUGAACAGUAAACCCAAUCACAUUUCUCAUUCCUCAUCUAUAUUUAUUUAAUAAAUAAUAAUAAUCUUUACCAUAUGCAUCACAUAUAAGUAUAAGUAAAAUAUGUGCUCUUCAUAGAUUUGUAUUGUUUAAAGGUGCAGUGUGCAAUAUGUAACAGAACAGACUCGAUAGAAACGGAGUAUUAUAUUCAAAAGUUAAUCAUUUGUUUUGUUUUCGUUAUCUUAGACUAAGUGUUCAAUAUUUAUAUCUUCCAUUGAGGCCACUAUAUUGCACCAUCACAUUUCUACAGUGGCACAGAACAGACAAACUAGUAACUUACGCAUUUUUGCCACAUCAUAUUGGAAGUUAAAGAAGAGGAGAGCUGUUGUGUGCAAAAAAUGUGCUAACUUAGAAGAUCAUGAUCCCUAACAUCUCAGCUGCUUUUUGUCCCUAAAAGCCACUGUUUCUUUCCUGAAGAGGGUGAGCAAGGGAGCAUUUUAAUGUAGAAUCUGUCUGUGAAAUAUUACAAUUUCUACAACACACCUUUGUGUUUUGGCUAAAAGCUUUAAUGGAAACAUGAUGCUGCAGAGUUUGGGCCCUGCUGAGUGAAACAGCAUGAUCUUCUGCAGGUGGAGGUACUGUGAGACAAAUAAUAAAACCCAUCCAGGGCCUGCCAUUCAAAGUGAAACUCUCUCUGUAAGUGGACCUCAGUUUUGGCCUUUUGCUGUGUUCACAGUUUCCAUUUGAGUGUUAUCAUGCCUGACCUUUGGAACAGAAAAUUGACCAAAAAUCUGACUCAACAUUUACUGACCGGCUUUGUCCAGUGCUUUUUUUUGCAUUUCAGUGAAUUCAUCAGCCAUCAUAAGUGUACAUAUAUGAGAUAUAGUAGUUUAAAUUAAUAUAACAUAGCUAGGCUGUCAGUUGGACUCCUAAUACUAAGAUGAAAAUCUCAAAGUUAUCCUCAGUUGACUACAGCUUUGACUGACUUUAGUGAAUCAUGCAGAAAGCUUCAUCUGUUCAAGAUAAGCUUGGAUAGAGCGAAGAUAUAUUAAACUGGGAAUACCAGCUUUAGGAAAUAAAUCUUAAGGUGAGGGGAUCCCUCCAUCUUUGUGCACUUUCUCUCUUCUCAUCUCUCAUUUUAUAGCUCAACACCCAAACUGUAGGCAGAGAGGUCUUUAACCUCAUUGUGCUUUGUACUGGGAGUGAUUAGCAGCCGCCGCUGUGGAGAUUUAGCUGGGAAUUCUCCAGUGUCACAAUGUGGCGGAGCGGGAUUCACAGUGUUGACCCUUUGAUCAGCGACAGAGCCAGAGAGCAGGCAGCCAGGCGGAGAUUGAGCUGAUGGCACGGGGCCUAAUCUCUAGAUUAUCCGUCAUGCUGCUCCGGUGUGCUCACAGCUAAUUAAGAGAUGGAGAUGUGUGUGCUGCUAUAUCACAUCACAGAGCUGCAUUAUUUAACUCGCUCAACGUUUUAAAUGGUCUUUUAUGUAACAGCACCUGACUCAUUCACUUCGGCUAAUUGGUUGUAAUCAGAGCGUGAUGGUGCGUAUCAACCGGUAAUUUUCUGCCCAUGCUGUCAGGUAGGACAGGAAGUCUUAUACAGGGUUUCUCCCCUCUUCACUUCAUUGCACUCAUCAUGGAUGUUCAGCAGCAUCUUCAUUACUGUCUAGUUUUUAAAUGCUUUGUAAUGCAGUUCAUGGAGUUUACCACAUAUGCUUGCAACUUGAGUGAGAGUGAGAGGAACUGAGUGCAUCAGUGAAGAACUGCAUUGGUCUCAACUCGUUUCUCUCUUUCUCAUACAAACUGUAUUUCUCUCUUUCUUCACAGUCUGUGUUUUCAGCUGGAGGAUAAUCAAAGAGUCUGCAUCAGCUUUCUUCUGGCCUAAAUAUACACACUUUUCCCGCUCAGAUUUGUGUAUUCAACAAAUUAAGAGCAAACGAGGCUGCUCUCGGACAAAAGCCCGCUUGUUAAACAUGGGGGACCAGAGAUCAGUGCAGCAGCCCCUGCUGCUCCUGCUGCUGCUCAUGAUGCUCCUCGCCAGGAUGUCACAGCUGUGGGCCUUCCCCUUCAGCCCAUCCCUGGACCUGGAUGUCACCCCCAGGACGACCGUCUUCAUGAAAGGUAACAGGAGUUUUCUUUCACUUUUUGAUAAUAACACAAACAAAAACAUAAACACAGCCUGAACUCUUUACACUACAACCUCAUUCAAGCUCACCUUUACGCAGUCAUUCACGCUCACUUUUACACACACUGGUGGCUCAGCCCUCGGGAGCAGUUUGGUGCUGCGUGAGGUGAAAGAAAAUCGUGUGCGCUGGUGUUUCAAAAGGAUUCGAAAUCACUUCAGCUCGCUCAUUUUGCUUGUUUCACAGCAUUUUCAGCAUUUGGAGCAGCAGCAGCAGGAACACUGUUGACCGACGUUAUUAAAGACACAAUGAGGAGUUUUCAUGUUGUGUUGAUUCUCUGGAUGAAUGAGUCAGUACAGUUUUAUGCACAGUUUCAGAAGCAUGUCCACCCUGCUACAGAAGGUGGUGACAUGCCCCCUUUUCAGCUUGUUCCUUCUGGGUUCUGGUUGAUCCAUUACUAUGUUAGCAAGAAGCCAAAGGGAAGUACGUUGAAUGAUGAAAACACCAUCACUUUUGUAACUCUGCACCAUUUGUUUGGUACAGGAAAGUUUUGCCUCUGUGCAUCCUUCCUCGCUUUGCAUUCAUGCUGUUUAACUUCCUCAUAGUCAGAAGUUUGAUUGAAAUACAUAAAUGACAGAGAAAGAUGAUCCCAAAUUGCAUGAUAAAGGUAUAUCCCAGUAGUAGAAGUUAAAUCUGGUGCAAUUUCAGUCAGACUACUGUGUUAACAUGUUUUUUAAAAGUGUAAUUUCAGUCAAACUCAGGCAAUAAAUUGACAUUUUGCAGGGUGAUGAGGUCAUAUAUUAGCCUGUAGCUGUAAAUUUAUUACUGUGUUAUGACAAAACCGUGUAAGAAUUUUAUUAUUAUUAUUAUCUAUUUUAUCAGAUUUAUUGUUGUUUGUCAGCCAACAAAAACGACCACCACAGCCCUGGGAGGAUGAUAUGUCUACACACUGAGGUCCUAGUACAGAACAGAAAAUAUGCAUCUUCUUGCUAAUCCUACUCCAUUUUCUACCAUGAGUUUGGAACUUUAUGUAAAAAAAAUUAUAUAAAGUAAAAAAAAAUCCUCUGGCUUGCUAACUUACUUCUCAGCGCCAAACUUUUCCAGCAGAUUCCUGAACAUCGAGGCUUCGGGGUGUGUGCAGAAUAUCAACUCGGCUUCUUUUAGCAGAAAAUCCAUCUUGAGCACAGGCACUGAAAUUCAGAAAUAAGGAAAAAACAAUCUUGUUCUUGUCGCUGAUAAUCUCAUUUUACUUUAAGAGUUAGACUGUUUGAAAAUCAGUUAAAAAAAAAACUAAUCACAGUGCCUUUAAUCUAGCUUUAUAUCUGCAGAACAGGUUUCUUUUGUAUCAUCUUGAUCCAAUUUGGUCGCCAAUGGCCUAAUGGAUUAGUACUAACCACGUACAGGGUCUAUGGUCUUAGAGCCGAGGAUGGGGUGUCCAUGAUUCCCAAAAAGGAUGUUAGGAUAUGUAAUGUGUCAGACCACAGGAUAGUUUUCUACUCCAUUUCAGUCUAUCUAAAAUAGGGUAGGGACCAGAGAAGUCUUUAGUACACCUGAGGUAUGAUUAUGAAGUUUCCUUUUUGUAUGGUAUGGUGUAGACAUGCAUUUGUGCAGAUAAUGGUUUUUGGAAUUGAUUUUGAGCCAAUGCAGUGAUUUCCACUAGAGAGUCAUGUCUGUUUUCUAUGCCAUGCUGCUAAAGCCAUCCAGCACUGGAUUUUGGCCUCAUACCUUUUGUAUUAUGACGAACCCUCCAAAUUCUUGUAAUUUUCUGUGAAGAAGUAUAACUCUGAAAUUGUUGAACUAUGUGCUCACAGUCUCUCACAGAGUUGUGAACCUCUUCUCGUCGUCUGAAAGACUCAGCCUCAGGCUUUUUGGUUGGGAGGUGUUCCUCAAGGUGUUUUAUAAGUAAUUCAAAACUUUUUUAGUGUUUUCUUUUCCUGGUCACAAACUUUUUGAAAGGUAGUGCUGGCAUCAAACUUUUUCAAUUGUAACAUUUGACACGUUUUUUUUUUACAUUUUGUUCAUUUUUUUAUUAAACACAGAGUUUAAAUGAUUUGCAAACCACCUAGGGCUGAGCAAUAAACCAAAAAUUAACCGAUACCGAAAUUUACGACAAUAACCAAUGUCAUUUUGCAUAUAUCGGUGUAUUCGGUGUCAAAUAAAUUAAUAAUUAAAUAAAUAAAAGAUUGUUUUGGAUGUGUGUAGGUAGGCUAUGGUCUCAUGCCCCUUUAAGAUGCUAUCCUACAUUGGAGACGUGACUCCACCCCAUCCAGUCUGUUAGAAUGAGGGAAAGACAGGUGAGGAGAUGGAGGACGGUUCAAAAGUUGUAGCAGCUGAAGUAGAUGAAGUUAAUGUGGGAGUGGGUGAGCAGCUUGUGGAGUAGUUAUCGUACCGUCAACAUAUUGUGAUGUUGAUUUGAGGCCAUAUCACCCAGCCCUAAAACCACCAAAUUCUGAUUUUACUAACUUUUUAAAUACUGUCCUAAAGUUGUGAACUUAUUUGCACCUUGGUGUGAUUGUUCCAAAAGGAUGAUGGGAAAUGUAUUUCCAAAACAAAGCGGCUUGCUUACAACCCAAACAGCGGUAGUACAAAGACUGUCAAAAGAAAUGUUAAACCAGAUUCACACACGUGCAUAAAGCUCAUUAAACACUCACCUCACUGUCCUUGUUUGACGUUGCUCAGGCUCCUUCCUUCCUUCCCUUCCUUGUUAAAAUAGUGGCACAUUUUCUAAGAGUCGGCCCUGAAGACAGCUCCUCCAUGCACAGAGUUAUUAAUCGUCUCUCUUAAGCCCUGUCCUAGAUCACAAUGCUCAGCAAACACUUCUAAUGAAACAAUAGACAGGAGGCCCUCAUAAAACGAGAACCUGAGCACAGUGGAUCUGAUUAGUGUCCGCGCAGGAAAUACUGCUGAAUCGGUUUAUUUUGGCACACAGUGAGUAUUUACACACAUCAUCAGCACCUUCCUCCUUCUGCCCCCACCUUUUCCCUUCUUCCAGCUCACCUUUCCCCUCCCUCUCUCCUCAUCACUGCGGUAAAGGCCAACAUACUGCAGCUGCAGCGUGAAGGGAAACCCAGCACCGGCAGACUGAUCACAUAGCUGUGCUUUUACCUCCACUCCACCUCUCUCCACUCGUCUUGGGUCCUCUGAGGAAGAGUAUUAUUAGAGGAGGGGUGGAGUGAACAUGUUGGCAGCCGUCGAGCUCUCUUGUGCAAUGUCAUGAGAGCUGUUGAGAGUGUUGCAGUGAGAUGAUGGUCCGCCGAUUGGAGGAUGUAAUGCUCGACGUCCUGAAUUGCAAUCACUCAGAGGGAAGCAUAUAGCAGAGGAGACAGAGAGGCUACAAUCCUGGUUUGUUUGUUUGCUACUGCGCUGUGAUCCAGAUUGGAGGGGAACUGUUUCCAAACACUAGAGUAUUAGUUUGCUGUCAGCUGGAGGGAGAGGAAAUUGUGCAAAUGUUCCUCCUCUAAGGUCCAAGUUUUUCCACACAAGGAGCAGAUUUUCUGUGCUGUUGAGAAUUUUUAGAAGAACAUUUGUGACAGACCCUACAGCUCCAAGAAACUCACAAACAAUAAACAUAGCACUUUGUAUAAAGCUGAAAUAUUCACCCAUUUUUCUCUGACGUCAUGCUGAGGCCGGGAAGUUAAAAAAAAGCCGAAACAGCUGUUGUUUCAUGACUUCAUAAUUUACCAGCAACUAAAAAGACAAUUUGAGUAAAAAAAUCGUAGACAGAUAAAAUUGCCUUUCUAAUAGGAGUGUGAGGAAAAAAUCGAUACAGCAUAGUAUCGUGGUAUUUUGUCUGGUGAUAUAUCGUAUUGUCUCAUUUACCAAGUAUAGAUUUUUUCAAAUUAAUUGUUAAUAUAAAGUCAAAUCUAUGAUAAUGGAAAAAUUAAAUCAACUGUUUGUCUCAGUGAGGUUGGCAGAGGUGACGUCAUGAAAAGCAGGAGAAAGUUAGUACAACAAGUAUAUAUAUAAGGUUUGCAAGAUGUGCUACAUAAAAAUAAAACACAGCGUAAAUAAGACAAACAUAAAGGAAAGACAAGUGCUGAAUUAGCUCAACAGUUGAAAAAACUGUAUAAAUUGCAAUGUUCAUUUUAUUACAAAAUGUUCAAAAUCGCAAUAAUAUCGUAUCGUGACACAAGUAUCGUGAUACUAUUGGAUCGUGGCGCCACUGGGGAUUACCACCCCUACCUUCUUAGAUAACUUAUAGUGUUAUUCAAUGCAAAAAGGAAGUAACAUCUGUAUUAAUGCUGCCUGUAACAUCUGAUAAUGGUUAUCUAAGUUAGCUAACAAUACUGAUCAACAACAGUAAUCAGGAAUUGCCAACUUUAGCAGUUGUAUUACCACCCCUACCUUCUUAGAUAACUUAUAGUGUUAUUCAAUGCAAAAAGGAAGUAACAUCUGGUUAAAUGCUUGAUUCUGAUUGGUCAAAACCUCAUAGUAACAAUUAUUCAUUUGCAUUUGUUGCUAAACUGAAGAUUCGUAGUCAUUGUUGGCUGACCAGUCACCAGUGCAGACAUUAAUAAGUGGGGUAUUAAAAGACACAAGGAGCUAAAUCAAAGAGACAUCAACCAAAGUGAAGAAAACAGACACAAAUAAACCACAUAUGCUUUAUAUGAAGCCUCUUGCUAUUUAUACAUUCUGUUAUAGUGUAAAGAAUAAUGAAGUUAAGUGUUGCUUCUGAUACAUGUAUGUAUCAGUCAUGUCCUGGAAUCCAAUCCAACAUGACACAGUAUUUUUCUAUUUCAUGAAUUAAUUAGAAAAUUGGUUUCGUUUGGAGAAAAUCUUCAUCAUGUGAUAUCAGCAGGAUAUAUUAGCCAUCACUCUCUGUCAUUAUCUUGGAGUGUUACUGUUGGAUUUCCUGUCUGAGCUUGUCCCGUCUUCUCCUCAGUGUUUUUUUUUACAUACCUGAUCUCUCCCUGAUUUUCUGUAGAAAAGCAAAACCCACUGCUUGUGGCGCUUCUUGGGGCACCCCGAUGGGAGCUGGUGCUGAACAAGGCGGCAUGUGGGUGUGCACUCAGGUGAACACACAUGCCAUGCCAGCCUUUGCUCUGAAUAAAUGAUCAGGGCCUCGUAUUAAAAACAGACUCAUCAAUGAAUAAGUCAGAGCUUGUUUCUCCUUCUUUUUAAGUCCUAACAGUUGAUGUUAGAGUUUGAUUUUUAAAUUAAAAAUCAAGACUCUGAGGUACAACACUGGCAGCAGAACGACUCUAGUCCACAUUAAAAGUGCAGUCAAUAACUGAAUGGAGAGCACACUUGGUUAACUCUGCACACUUCAUUAAAUGGGGCAGCAUGAAUAACUCAUUAGGCCUCAUGAAGUAAGUUUUUCCGUGAAUCACAGACAGAUCUCAUUGCCCUUUCUGAAAAACAGCUCCUUUCUGUCAGGCCUUUUGCUAUUUAUUUACUCAUCUCUGAGUCUGUGUCUGACCCGGAUCAUAAAUCAUACAUACUCUGCUUACUCUGGGCACUUUUUUGCGCCGCAGCCAGAGUCAGUCUCCCAUUGCAGAUUUUAUUUUUCUCUUUGCCCUCCUAGAGAGUCGUCCUUGACCUACUUUCAAACCGUCCAGGGAGGGGCAGCAAGUGAGUGCAUGUGAGAGUGCAGGGUGUGCACGUGUGUCAGCAUGAGUUUCAUCAGUCUGUGUGUGUGUCUGAAUACUUGUAUGACAAGAGUUUAUGUGCGUGUUGGGGGAGAGAAGGGGCUAUGAGGGCAUGCAUGUAGUCACAUCAUGUAAAAUCUGCUCACAUGCAACCUCUGUCACUUUCCCUGUGGUGACACAUGUCACUUGGGGAACGCAAAGAGAGGACUCGCCUGCCUGGGUGUAAAGAAGUGUAAAUGAAAAAAAAAAAAAGAGAGAUGUUAUUUGUGGGUGUCACUACCUUUGGGGGACUGUGUGUGGGAGGAUUGAUAUUACGCUUCUUAUCUGAGGUGAGGGGACGCUCAUUAAUUUACAGUAUGCUGUGCAGAUGGCCUGUGUGAGUGGGCGUGCAAGGACAAGAUGUAUCAGAGGGAGCUCAGAGGUAUGAGAGGAAAAGUGGCGCGAUCACUUUCUGCACAGUUUUAAAUGAAAACAUCAGUGAGGAGAGAAAAGAGAAAAUAAGGCACAUUGUGUAACCUUGAAAUAUUGACAUUUUAAUGUGAGGAAAAUUGGCAAUUAUUGUGCUAAGUAUUCCAUUUCAUGAAUGAAGCUGUUUUUACUGGUAUUGUUCUGCAAAUUAUGGUUAAAAUGACCGUGUGGAUGUGGAAGUGGUGGCUUGUUGUGAGGAGAAUUAUCUGCAGUUUCUUGCUGUUGAAGCUUCUUCCAGAAUGAACAGCUGGUAGCUUUCAGUUUUGGAGAAGUCAAGCUGCUUUGAACAAUACAAUCUCUUGCAGUUUAUAAUCUUUUGCGAAGUUUAAUAAACUCUCUUAACACUCCCUAUUGGACAGAGUCUCAUAACUCUAUGUUAAACAUUAUAUUUACCAUUUACCAUCAGAAGUUUAACAUCAAAUAUUGUUCUGUUAUAAAGGGGAGUGAAAGAGACUCAGUCCAAAGUUGACUGUAACGUCUCUUAUAUGUCAAGACCUCGAGAGAUGAAUGUUGCCGACCGCUUGCUUCUCUAGUUAUACCAACUUUUGUAACGACAGCGCGAUGGUAAUACAAAGCGGUCUGAGGAGCCAUUAACAAACCUCAACCAAAAAGCCACUCUACAGCCACAAAUAAUGUUCAGAACAGCACCUAACUUCAUCAACAGAACAUAUAGGGUCCUAACCAUAGCACUAGCCGUCAAACAUCUUUUUAACUUUGCCUAAUUUCUUUAGCAAAGAGACUAAACACAACUCACCUACUCUCUUCCAGCAGCCGCUUGUUUGUAGCGAGACCUAAGGCCAGUCCAUUACGGACUUCAGCGGGGUGCCGCAGCUCAAGGAAGAACAUUUAUGAUCAUUUCUUCAUCAUAAUGCAAUCAGACCGAGACGCUAAGGCAGAAGAACUACCGCGUCUGCAGUGCAAAAUGACUGAUAUGGUGAUUGUUACUUCAAGGAAAUGAUAAAGAAAUGGCUCCUCAGACCGCUGUGUAUUGCUAUCGUGUGGUCGUUACUUAAGUUGGUGAAACUAGAGAAGCAAGUGGUCAGCAACAUUCAUCUCUCGAGGGGGUGUCUAACUCAGUGUUCGCCAACAUAUCCCUUUAAAGUAGUGGUAUUUGUCUGUGCUCUUGUGGCCAUUAGUUGAGCUAUGCAGAUCCAAAUAACAGAUGAUUUUCAGUCAGGACCACUCCAGUCAAAAAUAACAUUGUUCUGAUGCAAUAAGUAAUAUUUGGUUGUUCUGGGGGGUCCCUCCCCUUCCACAAUCACAGUAUAGCACAUAGCCACCCCAGUUACCUUCCUAUGCUUGCUACCUUACAUUGCUAGCGUCGCAUAACCAUCAUCAUUAGCAUUUUAAGGGUAAUUUGGAGGUUCAAAGCAUCUGUCUCUUUUAACAUUCGCAGUGCUUGCUGAUCUGAUGAGUUGAAACCAAUUUGAAAAAAUGCAUUACUCAGCCACUUCAGGGUUUGCAAUCUGUUAAAAUCGGUGCAGCACAGGAUCAGUGGUAUCGACUGCAUUUGAGGGAGCAAUCAAAAUCUUCUGAAAUGCACCCUUCAAAGGAUACAGCCCCAAAAUCUGAACACAGGUCAUGAUGUUUUGGUGGGUAGUUUGUUUUCACGGUCUUGUUUCCAAGUUUAAUAUUUAAUAUUUUUCCUCUUUACCCUUGGAGCAUUGGACUCUAAAACUGUGGAGAACGACGAGGUGCAAAGAAACCUUGGUGAUACUCCCAUAAUGUAUGGAAAUAUCUGAAAGUAGGAAUUGGCAAACAUUGUUCUCAACUAAACUUUUCGAUAUAAAGUCAUCUUCCUAAGUCUGGGAAUAAAAACUCACAUCCUUAUUGUGAAGGAGCUUUGCCUCCUUUAUUUCCCACAAUUGUUGAUGUAUCUCUAAUCUGUAUAUGAUGUUGCUGACGACUCGACUUUCCUAAACAGUCCCUGUUUGUGGGUUUAUGAGACAGGGUUGUUGUUUCCUCCCAGAGGUGAGAUAAAUGCUUGACUGUGCUCUGAACUCUCCAUGUUUGCCCGUUGGGUACCAGCUUUUUUUUGCUUUUUCUGCGUCUGCCACCAGACUCGAAGUAAUGCACUCGUGAAAUAUUGAUGCACUGUAACUCGUCUGUAGCUGCUUUGAUAAGCUGAGAAGGCAAAAAGAGGUCUUUGUAGCUGGGGAGUUUAUUUGAGGGUGGUAAUUAACCCUGUCAUCUCGUAAAUGGCGAUCUUUCUUCAUCCGGUGUUGUAAUUAGAGCAAUGAGGACAAAAGUCAUUGGCGGCCACCCACCGUCUUGGUUUACAAUACAGCCAAGUCUAUUAUUGUCUUUGCCAACAGCCUCAGCAGCUGCAAAUAAACACAGAAAACAUUGAUUAUUCACUCACAUUAUAGGCUUGAAUGCAGCUGCUCUGGAUGGCAUUGUUCAAUCUUUAUCGCAGCUGGGUUACAGCAUUGUUUCACCACUCAGACGUCGUUUGUUUUUACACUUUUUCAUUCUCUCUGUGGAACAAAAUGACUGCGCUGGACUUUGAAACCCACUGAGAUCUCUGUGAUACUUUGUUUCUAUCCCCACAUGGUUAUUCUGGUGUGAGAUUCUGACAGAAUCUUGUCGGUACCACUCUGAUUAGCUUCUAGCAAAACUUGAAACAACACGGGGAGUAUUUGUGUGUUGUAUGUGAGGAGCUGGCUUCCUUUACUGAGAUGAAAGUCUUGGCUGUCUUUCAUCUCACUCUGCAGUCUCCCCCGGUUUAGAAAAAAGAAGUCCUCUGAAAGUUUUGGAUCUGACUCAAGCUUUGUAAAAGGUACUUUGUUUUGUAGUCUUGAGAUAUGUGGUAAACAAUACGCUGCCUUUUAAGUGUGAUGUUUAGCAGGUGAUCGCUCUGGAAGUGGCUGACAUCUUUAUCCACCAAGAGCUGAGCGCACAUGUCAGACAGUGAAGUUCCUCUUUUUCUCAAAACCACUGGAUUACUUAAAGCAUGUGCUCUUAUUAGCUCAGAGUCAAGACAUCUUGCUGCUGCUCUAUCCCCUCUCUAAACGCAAUGCAGUAGUAGCAGAUGGCUGUCAAACAUAGGGCUGUGCGAUCAACCGAAAAUUUUCCAAUACCAAAAUUUACGACAAUAACUGACGUCAUUUUGCCCCAGUCAACAUACUCUGUGUUAAUAAAAAAAAAACAAAUAAAUAAAAGUUGGUUUUGUACGUGUGUAGGUAGGCUAUGGUCUUAUGUCCCUUUAAGCCGCUGUCCUACGUCAGAGACAUGACUCCGCCCCAUCCAGUCCGUAACAAAGAACGAAAGACAGGUGAGGAGAUGGAGGACGGUUCAAAAGUUGUAGAAGCUGGAGCGGCGGCUGCAGUAGACGAAGUUUAUGUGGGAGGGGGUGAGCAGCUUGUGGAGUAGUUAUCGUCCAUUGAUUGCUAUCGAGGUGAAUUGCUUGAUAUAUCCUGAUAUUGAUUUGAGGCCAUAUCGCCCAGCCCUACAAUGUGAGUCUGGUUCUGCUCGAGGUUUCUGCCUGUUACAGGAAGUUCUCCCUUUUGUCUGUAACUCGCUAAAAGCUGCAAAGUGCUCGACUCAUGCGGUUGAAGAUUAGAUGGGAGUGGAUCUAAUCACAAUCUCAAUCUUAUACUCUCUUUUAGGGCUGGGCAAUAUGGCGUCAAAUAAAUAUCACAAUAUUUUUAGCAGUUCACCUCAAUAACGAUAAAUAAACAAUAACUACUCCACAAGCUGCUCACCCCCUCCCACAUUAACUUCGUCUACUUCAGCUGCUACAACUUUUGAACCGUCCUCCAUCUCCUCACCUGUCUUUCCCUCUUUGUUAUGAACUGGAUGGGGUGGAGUCACGUCUCUGAUGUAGGACAGUGUCUUAAAGGGACAUGAGGCCAUAGCCUACUUACACACAUUCAAAAACUAUUUUUAUUUAUUUAUUUGACACCGAAUCUAUUAACAUCGGCCAAAAGAUGUCGGUUAUUGUCGUACAUUUCUGUAUCGGUAUAUUUUUGGUUUAUCGCCCAGCCCUACUUCAAAUACACGCAUUAGUCUCACCUCUGUCCAUCUCUAUCUCUCUCUGCAUCUUCCUCUAUCCUUUCUCUAAACACAAUGCAGUAGCGGCAGAUGGCUGUCAAACAUGAGUCUGGUUCUGCUUGAGGUUUCUGCCUGUUGAAGGAAGUUCUUCUCUUGGCUAUAACUAGCUAAAUGCUGCAAAGUGCUGCACUCAUGUGGUAUUCUGUCUUUAUGAAUAAAGCAUAUAGGAAAAGUGACAUUAAGUGAAAAUAACGGAGGGAGCUGCUCUUAGCUUUGCAUUAUUUGCCUCCUAUUUUUGUAUGACGUGAGAUGGAGCUGUGUAUCAUUGCUUAUAUAAUACACAGUAAGGUUCAUUGACUUAAAGGCCGGGUAAAGACGUGAAGAGAUGCUUAUAUAAUGCAAACAGAGAUGACAACAACUGACAGUUCUGACACUGUCCGAAGACGUUAAGUCAGCCUUUCCUCCCAGCAUUUGUUCCCAAAUCUUUUUAUAAGCACGUGCCUGUUUUCAUGCGUGUAUAUGUGUGAGUGUGUGCGUCACAUGGUCUCUAUGCUGCGUCCAGUGAUCGGUGAGUCACACAGGAAGUCACUCACUCUGACGAAUGUGGUAGACGCACACACAAACACAAGAGCGAACAGUGGAUUUGCGAUGGUCUUGAGCCCCGCAUGGAGGAUUUCAAAUAUGUCUGAGUGUGAGCGUACACAUUCUGGACGCACCACCUGUGACGGCUCAGUGUUGAGACCCAGUCACUUUGGCAAACACACAACACACACACACACGCAUGCAGAUCCUCUGAGUCACUGACAGAGGCAUCUUCACUCGUUUUCAGGAGCUCGAUUAAGGAUAAAAAAGGUGUUAAGUGUGUGAAGGGGAAACCUGACAGAUGUUUCUGAAGGGUUCUUAUUUUGACCUCCUCUCUUUUCAUGGAGUGAUGUACCCUUUACAUGCACACAAAAAGGUCUUCAUGAACACACACUUGUGCAUACACACACACAGAAAGGGACAUGUGCAUGUGGGAUGACAACAGUAAAUAGAAACCAGCAGGCUGAGAGGCUUCUGGCACACCUCAGCGCUCUGUUGACUUUCCUCAUUGAUUAUGCAGCAAAGCACAAGGUACAGUGUGUUUGUGUCUGUGUAUGUGUGUGUGUGUGCCUGUAUAUUUGAAUAGAAAAUAGCGGCUUCGGGGAGGAGGAGGUCAACAUUAACAUGCUGCUGUUAUCUCAAAUGCUAAACACAUGCAUGGCCAUGCUUAGGCUGGUAAAAAAAAAAGUCAAAAACAGUCGAUUCUUUCUUCCUGUUUGUCCAUGUUUGAGUCAACACAGUCUGGAAGAAAGACGUUGAAUGGUUCCAAUAGAGUCUCUGUAUCCUUUACUAAAUGAAUAUAACGAUGGACGACAUGCUUCUACCUUGGUUGUACAAAAGUGAAGCCAAAAUACUGACAAGAAAUUGCAAGAAAGAUCGCUUAACAACACAGUUCACAACAGAACAGAUUCUUGUGUUACUACUAAUCGGUUCAGACAGUGAUGUAGGAGCCUCAUUCGUCAACAGAGCUGUCAAUCAUUAUAUCAUAACUCUAUUUUAAAGUCUAGUUCAAAUCAAAUCUCUCAGACAUAUCAACGCUAACAUUUAUUAGCAUGUUAAGAGCUAGCUAUAAUGAUAGAAGUGUUUGAAAAGGAUGCCUUCAACAUGUAUUUAGAUUUUAAAGUUUGACCCAUGUCCCAUCUGUUUACAUGGAGAAGGCUUGCUUAUCGACCUUUAUUGCAGCCAGCCACAAAGGGAGCUUUUACUGUUUUGGUUGUAAUUUUAAGAAGCUAUUAUUCCAUCCAUUUUUUGUUACACAUUAUGACAGAUACCGAUCCAACAACAGGUAAUCCAGGAAACUAAUUUGUUUUGACUGAUACUGCAGCAAGUCAGUAGGGGGAGCUCUAACUGGUUUGGCUUCACAUCCAGUUUCCUUUUUGUGUGGCUUUCUUUUAAAGCAAGAAGCUAGCAGCGACUUUUACAAUUAUCUCUCAGGGCUGUACAUUUUUAUUCUGAAAUAAAAAUCUUUAUUUGAAUAUUCGGGGGUAAAGUUUAUAUUUAAACUGUAUAGAGCUGUUAAAACUCAAAGUAAUCCAGUAUAUUAGCAAAUAAGGCCACCCAAACUGCCUUACCACAUGAUCCAGCAGAGGGCACUGUCAUUGUAACUUGACCAAUCCAUGUGUUCUUGACCUUAGUAAACUUAUCAGCAGCAUUACUCCACAAAAAUGGAGGCCCUUUCGCUAAAAAAAAGGCCAUCCACAAUAAGACGGCAAAAUUCCAUUAUGUUUAUUAUUUGUGUGGAGAUUGGCUUUUUUGAAUAGGUGUGUGUGUAGCUUUGAGGGCUUUUGGAGUCAGCCUCAAGUGGACACUCUUGGAACUGCAGUUUGUGGCACUUCCACAUUGGUUUUAUUUCUCAAGUUUGAAGGUUGCUGCUUGGGUUUAACAGCAGCAACACAGUUACAAAAUCACAGCUGUAGAUAUUAUAACUUUUAAUCUUGUGCCACAGCAGGGAAGGGAUAUGGUAAAAAAAGCAUUUUACUGGAUGUAGAAUGAGUAAGAGUAAGAUUGGAGAAUGGUUGAUCAACAUUGUUUUUAUGUUUUCCGUUAAAUCAGAGACCAGAACAAUCGAUCACACCUCUUAAAGAACAUUUUGGGGUCCUUAGAGGCCAGAUACAGAGCUUAUGUGAUUAGAUUAGAUCAGAUAAGAUUAGAUUAGAUCGAGUUUAUUGAUCCUGUAGAUUUUUAACACUUGCCAAGUUCUUUCUGGGCUGAAACCUCAUCAAACAUAAAUCAAAGCAUCAGAAAAACUAUGUUUUGAUCAGUGUUGCUGCUCCUUUGGAGACGGAAUAAGAUGAUUGAAAGCCUUUGUAGGACGUCAUGGAGAAAAAAACCCCUACAGAAUUAAGUUUGAAGUUGGGAUUAAAAAGUGACGCGAGUGUUUUUUAUAGAAGUUUUAUCAAAGUUAUGUAUUUGUGUUUCUCAUUCGAAAAAGAAGCUUUUAAUUCUCUCUGUGUGUGUUUGUGUGUGUGUGUGUGUGCAUCCAGGGAGAGAAAGGACCAAUUUCUUUUCAAUUUCUUUGCAAAUAGCAGAGGGAUUGGCUUUUGGAGCACAGCUGUGAUUGCAUUGAUUUUCAGACCAAAGUGAACAACCAUUUUCCACUUUGAUACAUCUGACUUUGUUGUCAACAGCAAAUUAUGAGCAUCAGGUGUGUUAAAAUGCGCCGACAAGUCCCGACCAGGCAGCCCUCACAUGCUCAGAUCUACAACCAAGGUCAGAGCUCUUCAGCUGCCCCGGGGUGAGGGUCGUGUUGUACGUCAUUAUGGUCCUUCUCGCCUGCUUGUUUUAUCAUGCAGACGCUAUUUUCAUGAGAUAAAAUCCAAGGCUUUCGCUCACUCUUGAGUGACUCAUAUGUAGUAAGCCUUUUUAUGUUGCCUGAGGCGGUCAUUGUGUUUGAGUAUCCCCCGCUCCUUAAGUGUGAUCCAUGAGAGUAUGCAGCUUUUCUUCUGAUCUGGAUGAUGUGGCAACGCAUGUUUUCAAGAUACUCAAUCUCACUGCUUUGUUGUCAAUCAUGAUCGUGUUGUGUGUGAACCUGUGCGUGGUAAAGAGGGCCUCAUGAUGCGUGACUCCCACUAUGGGUCCUCUCCUCCCCACACCCUUUAGAUGACUCCUGAUCCCCCGCUGGCGUGUCCCGACCUUUGGCAGUUUCUGAGGAGCUGCUUCUUGCUCACUCAAAUCUGAGCCCAUGAGAUAUACUUUGUGACAGUCACACAGACGUCUUCCUCUUUGGUUUUUACUGAGAGUUACAUAAUUUUUCCUUUUGCGAUCCUUAAAGGAAACAGCAGAGACAGAGUUCUAGGAAAGUUUAGUUCAACUUCCAUUCAAGAACAGAGCAGAUUUCCUGUUUUUAUGGAGGUUUGCACUAAUUACUCCAUCCUCUCAAGAGCCUUAGAGAGAGUUUUUAGCUGGUUAUGAAUCAAACUUAAAUCAGAAAGUGAUGCUUAUCACCCACUCAAGCAAACAGUACCAUCUGCAACAAGAUGGAUUUGCUCUCUCCAGAUAUUAUUGUUGCUUUGAAAUCAGUGCUGCAGGGAAGGUUUCGGAUCAAGGGAUGCUCAGCACACCAAAGCUUUUGUUUACGUUUUCUACAUCACAGAAUUUCAGUGAAACAGGACUUCUUACAAAGAUACAAGAGGCACCACUUUGGCCACACGGGGCGCCAAAGUCAAGACAGAAUAGCAGUUCCUCUCAGAUGAAAUUGUCCUGAUAUUGCUCAAUAUUUGGGGUCAUUAUCAUCCAAUCAAAGUGAAUGGUGUUGCAACCGUAGACUGUCUCCUCUCUGGGUGAAGCCAGCCCGAGAACAGCACCCUCUAGUGACAGGCUGCAGUAUAGGUCAUAAAUCCCGCCUCCGCCAGCAAUCCCUAUGGAGCUGUGGAUAAACUUUAGAAAUUUAUUACACAGAAUAUAAAUUUUUCUCCUCCCUGGUUGCAAUGUUGGCAAGUAGUUAUUGUAAGACUGUUUUGUGCUCAAGUCCUCUUUUUUCUGCACAGCCCUAUUUUUAAAAGUUAUUAGGGGGCUCAUGUUUUCUAUGAUUGACACCUGAUACAGCCUAUGGGCGUACGAAGAUUGUGUAGCUCACCUGAGAGAUACGAUGUUUGAGCCGAGCGUCACCACAGCAACUCUUGACGACUCUCCUGCCGAACGCGUACAAUGCUACUACGCAAUAUUGAUUUCAGGAAGUGGAGAAAAAUCGCGGAAUUACCGAGAGCUUUUUGGCUUCAAAUCUGUAUACUGGUGGAUGGUGGAACCAAGUUGUCCAUAGUAUGUACAGUCUAUGGUUGCAACUUACACAACAAUAUCCCCAAGUUUUAUGCAAAAAUUAUGUUGUCUUUAAUGUCUUUGCUCAGUUCCUGUUUCAAAGUUUUGUCUAGCUAGCGUUGUGCAUCUUUGGUGUCUUUUACCUCAGCUGUCAUUCAUGCGAUCAGGCAGACAGGCAUGAACGAACAAGUAUGAUAACAACUCAACGACUGACCAGUUAGAGAGUUAACACGCUCGUCUGGCUGUCAGUGAUAGAGCCAGCAAGAAAGGACUGGCAGGAAGGAAAGUGGGCGUGCUGAGAGACCACAGUCUGACUCAGUCUCUGCCAGGUCUUUUGGAGAGUCGAUGGGCGCUCGCGGAGCCGCUGUCAUCAUCACCUAGCACGUCCAUGUGACAGUCAGACUAGCAUGUCGACAUGCGGGGGAGGAUAACGCCUCCCAUGUGAUGUUUGGGGAAACUCUAAAACAGUUUUCAUCAUGUUGUCAUUACGCAAGAUCAGCCCCCACCGCGGGACACGCUGUCACCCUCAUUAUCAUCACGGUCAUUGUGAGUUAUUGCAGUGAAAACAUUAGUAAUGCCACGGUGGAGAUAGUGGAGGUGAGUUAAAGCCAAGAGGAGGGAACGUUUGUCUCCUUGUCUUUGUUUUGGAUUUAGUCCAGUCACAUUUUUAAGAAGUGUUUUGACUAGUUUGACGGCAUUUUCCGACAAACUUUAACCCGACUACUGACCCAAAACAUGACAUUUUCCCCUCAUGAGUAAACAAAAUAAAACUUGAGUGGAGAUCUUAAACAAAGAAGACACAUCAUUAAAAAGUCACCCCUCUCUCUCUCCCUUCUCCUUUUCUUUAUCUGUGCAUGUAACACAACUUGCAUAUGAAAAAGUUGUAGUUCAUUAUGAUAACGUGUGUCGAGCACAACUAUCCAAAACUGAGAGUGCAGCAACACAAGGAUGAAGUGUGUGUUAGUAAAGCAGAGGGAUGGAGUGAGCACAGAGUGAAGCUGCAGUAUUAAUGACAAUCCUGUUUCAUACAUGAAAAGGAGUUGAGGUGGACUGAGACUACGUUUACAUGUGCCUGACUAUUUUUAUAAACGGACAUUUAACCCUCUCCAUUUACAAAAAAAAAAAAACUGCGUGCACACCACUAAGUUUUCAGAAAAGUUUUUGUUUACAAUAACCUGCGUAUGUGUUGCCGUGGGCGAACAUGUGGGCGGCAGCGUUGCAAAUAGUUCAAGCCCACGUUAGCCAAUCAAAAUCCUGCAUAGUAGCAACAACAACAAUGUCCCUUCCUUCUUUCUUGCGCACAAUCUACCAUCGGCUACCCACAUCUCCGUUUUCCCUUCUUUUUUUUACUGGUGGACAUGCAAACUGAGAAGCAUCGUUUUCAGAGGCGUAUUCUCUGUUUCUCUAAACAAAGGUUGGAAAUGAUGGUUAAUGUGUCCGUUUUUAAAAAUAACCGGGUGCAUGUAAAUGGGGUUUGAACAUCUGGUUUACAACAGGAAGUAAGAGUGGGAGCACAUUAAGGCUGCAUUUUUCACAGUGGCCAGUAGGAAGAGACCCUCUGGUUGUAAAAUCAAGUCCAUUGGUUCGGGGUCUUACAUAUUAAAUGUUUUUUUGUUUUUUUUUUGAAAACAUAAUCAUAAAUAUCAUAGAUGAGAAAGUAGUUUUGAGAGUUUCUCUGUUGAAAUGACAAAAUACUAUAUUUUUGUACAACUUUAUCCUUGUAGCACUAAUAACGAAGGGCUCUUGAAACAUCCUGACUUAAUCCUCGAAAUCUUUGCCAUUUUUUCUCCCUCAAUGCGACCCAAUUCAUCCGUUACAGCGAGAAAAUCAUUUCUAUUAACCACAGAAUUUCAGAAAUGUGGGAUGUUCUGGCCUAUUAGUAACAUAUGUCAGUCUCUUUUUCUCUGAAGGAAGGCAAGUGACCCUGAUCCAAUUAGAAACAGACUUUCACGAAGCUUAGAGUGUGAAAUUUCACCAUCAUUCAGCUUGUAUUUCCUGCUGUACUCUCAAAGCUCUGUGAUCCCCUGGCCCUCUCCGCUGUCUUGGAUCAUUCUCGCUCCAUGAGAAAUAUAACAGAGGGGAACAGAUUAACAGGGACAAGCAUGGAGGCCCCCUUACAUUACGCUGAAUCGAUUGGUGUGGGAUAAAUAUAGGACGUCUUAUUACUUCACAGGAAAAGAAAGGGGGUGAGAUAGGGUUGAUGUGAGUCGAUUAAUAUGCCCAUUAGAUUUCUGCUGACUCAUCUUCCUCGGCGUAAAACUGACGAUGCCUUUUGUUCUCUCUGCACGUGUGGUUUCCUUUCUUUUUCUGUAUCAGACGCUAACAUCCAUUUUGGAGCAAGUACAGCUACUUCUGCAACGAUAUUCCAGAUCCACGGAAAAAAAGAAAAAAAAACACUGCCCUCAUUUUUAUUGUCUCUCAGCAGCAGCAGAGCAAUCUGCCCCCAUUUUUGCGGCUACAUCCAAUUCUAAGUUUCUAGAUAUUUUCUUUAGUUUUAAUAUUUCCAGAAGAGAAAAUAAUUUGUUUUUCUGCAACAAGGAUGCAAGAACUAGCGAAGAAAAAUAACAUCCAGUUUGACUUUAAUGACAUUCUGCUCAGUGGCAUAGCUAACCCUAAUUUGGCCCAGUUACUGUAUGAACCACCAUCACACACACACUUACACACUCACACACUCACACAUGCAGCAGCAGGAGUGAUGAUGAUGCGGUGGCAGCACUGCUGAUGCGAUUUGGCAUUACUGGGCCACGACUCCUGCUGAAUGCCCUCAAAUUUCGCCUCCCCUGUGCCCCCGUCGCCUCAUUCUUGGCGAACACUCCAGCGACCCCCCGUCUCCCUGACGUGUUGUUGAGUUUCACCCUCGUGCAGUCACGACUAGGCAUGCUCAUUUAGGGUCUCCACUGAGUGUGAAAUCACGAUGGAAGCUUAUGUACAAAUACGUUUUUAUGGUCUGCAACCAGAACUGAACACUUAUCUUUACAUUCAAUCGAAUAUGGCGAGCUUUUAAGAUCCAUCCAUGAUAGCUAAAUAAUUACAUCAAGUCUCAUAAAAGAUAUCAUUAUGCUUCUUUAAAGAUGGAGUAAAACUGCUCUGAUAGCAAUUAUCUCCCUUAUCUCCAUAUAUCAGGCUAAUUUCUUCAUUAUCUUUAGACAACAACGCUUGUUUUGCUCUAAUGUGGUUAUAAAUCAUAUCAUUAUCUCGAGAAAAAAAGGAGCCGAUUUGUUGAGAUAAUUAAUACCCAUUCAAGCGACAUUAAGAUGAUUUUUUCAGAGAUCAUUACGUGUAAUUAUGACAAACUUGAAAAUGAGAGUCUGAUCCUCGUGAGUACAUCUGGUUUUAGCUUUUAGAUUUAUAGACACGACUGAUAUGGAGAAAAGUAAGAAGAAUGAAUCAAAUGAUCUGCUAUUUCUUGGUGUUUCUGACCGCUGAUUCACAUUAGCAGUAAAAAAAGGGAGCAUGUUUUUUUGUUUUGCUUUGAUAAUAAGGCGUCUUUCAGAAAACUGAAUCUGAGUUUGAGUUGUCAGGUUGGGGAAGCUUAUUCGCUCCCGGGCAUGGCAGACCCCUGAGGGCAGGAGGAGAAGAAAGAAGUAGAGAGAAAGAGGUGGGAGGCAGGGAAGGGUGCGGGAUGUGAUAAUGAAAGGGGAGGAGAGGGUUAGGGUUGUAUUUACAGGAGUGGGAGAAGUACGCUUGAGGUGUGGUCCUGCUGCUUAAACUUUAUUAUGGACUAAACAAUUAAAAAGACAGAAUUCCUCAUUAGUUAAAGCUCCUGUGAAGAGUCUUUUAAACACUGAUGAAAUAGACUGAAAUCCACAUUAAUGCCUCUUUCUGAUCUACAAAAGCAACACUGAUGGUUUUUAUCUCACAGGUCUGUUGGGCGGUGCGCGUUUCACCGGCUCUUCCCAGAACUACAGCACCCUGCUGCUGGAGGAGGACGCCGGGCUCCUGUACGUAGGAGGGAGAGGAGCUCUGCACGCUCUCAACACUUCCAACAUCUCCACACCUGCGAACCUCACGGUGAGUGCCAAGAAGUAACAACAAAGACGCGGCAAACCGGAUUUCACAAGUUUUCACUCGUUUCCUGAGUUUUAAAAGAGGACGGACUAAUAAUAGCCUCGAGCAGAUUGAACAAAUCCCAUUGUGUCCCUCCAAUUUUUAUGGAUAUCGGAUUAAAUGCACCAGGCGUUUAUUCAAGAGUUACUGAGCAGAGUCAACACACAAGAUGGAGCCAGAAAAUGAAGUGAAAGACUCUUAUUCUCUUCUUCACCUCUUCCUUUUCUCUGUUUUUAUCCAUUUGUCCUCUCUGACUAUUGAGCUAACUGACUCAUCCUGAUUAACCCCCAUUGUGCGCAGAUUGAUUGGGAUGCUUCCCCUGAGCAGAAGAAGCAGUGUCUCAACAAAGGAAGAGACAAUAAGGUACAAUUCUGCAUUUCUACUCUUUUGUUUCCAAUCGUCUGCCAUUUUUUCGCAGUAAGAAUUGAUUUAUUGACAUAAAAUUGAAUGAUUAAAUCCAAAACUUGUGCUUUUUAAUGUGACGAUACUUUUGAAAUCAAUCCAAGUGUAUAAUCUCUUUAGAAUGUUUUCUUUUCAUACCCUAAAAAUACACUAAUUCCUUCAAUACUGGCAUGAAAUCGUUCCUGAACUGCUCCGACUGGCCUGUUUUUUCCCUCCAGCUCCUCUAUUGUGGAGCCAGAAAUAACCUGCCCUCUUUGUGGUUCCCUGCAGACAGAGUGCUACAAUCACAUCCGCUUCCUUCAGCGUUACAAUGAGACUCACCUGUACACCUGUGGAACAAACGCCUUCAGACCUCUCUGUGCUUACAUCGUAAGAGCUCAUGUGAUUUAACCGCCGCACAUUUACCAACGGUCUCAGAUUACAAUGGCGUGAUUGCGUGUGCUUCUUUUUCCCUCUUUUGCAAGGAUGCAGAGAGGUUCAGUUUCUCCUCGGGCUUUGAGGAGGGCAGAGACAGGUGUCCAUACGACCCAGCAAAAGGAUACACAGGACUGCUAGUAGGUACGUUCGCCGAAAUUCAUGUACAUGUAAGCUGCAUAAAAAGUACCCAGAAAUGAGCAAAAACUGAACAACAAUGAGUCAAAACAUAUUUCUAGUCAAAACAGCCUUUUAUAGCAUGUUUUGACCUUAUUAGUUAGUCACAUUAUCGUGCAAAGAUAUGUUAACCAACACUAAGCACAAAUGCAGCAGAAGCUGGUGGGUAUUAGUCAUUAAUUUUAGGUAAUUUGAUCAUUAGCUAGAGUGAAAUUUGAGAGAUUACUAUUUAAUUUAACAUUUGCGACACAAUUAAGUUCUUAGUGAUGGGCCUGGCAGUUCUUUUAGAUGUACUGAAUCACUAGAAUCAGUUCACUAAAAAGAUUUGUUCGAAAGAUUCAUUCACCAAAUCACAGAAUCAUUCAGUGCUUGGUGGGAGGAGCCUGCGACUCCGACCUCCUGAACUGAUACACAGCUAAACGGUUCAGGAUUCAGUUCAAUUCAGAGCUUCUGGGAGACGAGAGUGUUUGGCUGUGUUGCUUUAGCAAACAGGUUUGCAAAAUUGUUUUUAAGUUUAUAAGUCAUGAUGUUUUAAGUGUACUGUCCUGUGGUACGCUACAUCCACUCUGCUCGGUAAAUUGGACUCAGUGAGUGAUUCGUUCAUUAAAGGUUUAGAAGAAUUCACACUGAACAUGGACUGCUGAGAGACAAACAGAUCUCUUGAGGAAGUGAUUCGGUUCGGUACGUUCACUUAAAAGAUUCGGUUCUUUUGAGCGAAUCGUUCGUGAACAACACAACACGAUAAGUUAGAGGGCUGUAAGUUUUUUGAUAUUUUUCCUAAGAAGUGCAUACAGGCUGUGUCAAAUUUCACGCUAAUUGAAAUAUUUCUGUCUGAAUGAAUAACAGAUGCUUGAACAAGUUCAGAAAUCAUAGACAUGAUAAAAAAAGGAUAUUUGAGGAUGCUGAGCUGUUAGCAACCUUGAAACAGACCAUGAAAUUUAGCUAAUUUUAAGACCCAUACACUAACAGCAUAUAGGUGGGAUCUCUGGGUUAUACUCUUACUAUUGACAAGCACCUCAUACAACCCUAUUAAAUGGGAAUAAAACUAUCAAUUUAAGGUAAUUGUUGUGUUGAGGUUUAGAUAUUUUAAUGUAGUUAGUUUUGAUUUAUUUCACAAACUGGUUAAAAAAGCCAUAUGUCUUCUAUAGCUAAAGCAGGUUAGUUUUUAUUGCAAAAUUAAAGUUCAUUCGAUAUAAAAACAACCCUUCUAUGUGUUUUUAUACUUCUAUGAAUACAUCAGGUGUCAGGUGACAGUCAGCCUCCUCAUGCUGCACUGUGUUGUUUUCAUUUGCAUCUUAUUUAGCUUAGAUGUCAACAUUAAUUUCCACCUUAACCGAUGUAACUGUAACUGUUUCAGACGGUGAGAUGUUCACAGCCUCCCAGUACGAGUUUCGAAGCUCUCCAGACGUGCGCAGAAACUUCCCGUUCCCUACGCUCAGGACCGAGGAGGCCCCCACCCGCUGGCUUCUGGGUAAAUAUGAAGGGAGAUAGUCUUUAUGCACUUUAAGUAAUGAGAAGACACAGCAGCAGUCACUAAUGUAUGUCAUUUCCCUUUCCAAAUGGACCAAACCUCAUUGUCUUUUUACACGUUUUAAUCCUAUCAGAUUUUUUGCUGUUACAACAAAAACUGAUUGACCCGCUGAAUGAAAAUCACAUCAAACAGCGCACUGCAGCUCUAACCGGCUUAUUGUGGCACUUCAAUCAUACUUAAAAGCUCCAUCCUUAGUUUCCUAGGAGACACUUCCUCGGCUGGUAAAAGGUCUGUGUUUAAACAUGUGGAUCUGUGUGUGAGUGUGUGUGUGUUUGUGUGUUUGCAGAGGCAGACUUUGUGGGCUCGGUGCUGCUGAAAGAGAGCAUCAACAGCUCUAUCGGCGACGAUGACAAGAUUUACUUCUUCUUCACGGAGAGGAGCCAGGAGCAGAUCGCCUACCCGAGCCAGACCAAGGUGUCGAGGAUCGCCCGAGUCUGCAAGGUCAGAGAAAGCAACUAAAGUAAUAUUACAGACUACAAUGAUGUUAAAGUUAAUAGAAACAAUAGCCCACAAAAGCUUAAAGGGAUAUUCGGACGUAAAAUAAAUUUGGGUCAAACACACCGUAGCACCAAGUUAGACACCCCCCCAAGAGAUGAAUGUUGCCAACUGCUUGCUUCUCUAGUUAUACCAACUUUAGUAACGACCACAUGAUAGCAAUACACAGCGGUCUGAGGAGUCAUAAACAAACCUCAACCAAAACGCCAUUCUAUAGCCACAAAUAAUGUUCAGAACAGCACCUAACUUCAUCAACAGUACAUAUAGGGUCCUAGCCACAGCACUAGCCACCAAACAUCUUUGCCUAAUUCCUUUGCAAAGAGACUAAACACAACUCACCUACUCUCUUCCAGCAGCCGUUUGUUUGUAGUGAGACCAUUUCUUCAUGGAAAUGCAAUCAGACUGAGACGCUAAGGCAGAGGAACUACAGCAUCUGCAGUGCAAAAUGAUUAUUAUGGUGAUUAUCACUUUAAGGAAAUGAUAAAGUAAUGAUGAUAAAUGUUUUUCCUUGAGCUGUGAAACCCCGCUGUAGUCUAUAAUGGACUCGCUACAAACAAGCGGCUGCUGGAAGAGAGUAGGUGAGUUGUGUUUAGUCUCUUUGCUAAAGAAAUUAGGCAAAGUUAAAAAGAUGUUUGGUGGCUAGUACUAUGGCUAGGACCCUAUAUGUACUGUUGAUGAAGUUAGUUGCUGUUCUGACUAUUAUUUGUGGCUGUAGAGUGGUGUUUUGGUUUAGGUUUGUUUACGGCUCUGUGUAGAGCUGUCAGCAUCUCCAACUGUGUGCUCUCAACUUGACAGCACCAAACUUUACCAAUACUUACGGAGAUGAAAUUAAAGGGGAAACUGCUCACUAUUUUGGAGUCAAUUCACGACAAUUAUGACACAGAUCUCUCAUAGUUCACUUCCUGGAACAAUCUAGGAACUCAUUAAGAUGCUAAAUGAAUAAGGAAUACUCUCCAUUAUUAAUAAUGCCUUUUUGUGUGGUGGUCAAGCUUCAGAUAGUCCCACACUUAUUUAACAUUUGAUCACUUUAAAAACAGAAAUGUCAAAGUCGUGAAGGAUUUGUUUUCCUGUUCCCCCCAGAGGUCUUUGUGUAACAAUGCUUAUCAAUACUGCAGAGCACCAGCUCUCAGCAGACGGUAAAAAUUUCAUCCCAGCUGAGUGUGACUGUUGGCAACAAUGUAAGAGAAUAAGUUGAUAUUUGCAAGAGGCUCACUGGCGAGAAAUGGGCAUAUUUUUGCUCCAGUCUAAUAAUGGCUCCUUUUCAUGCAUGCAAACAACAGUGAGUGCAUUAAAAAAUUGGUAUGUUUGCACAUGCACAUUUGUAUAUUUGUGGCGUUAUUUACACAUUUACUAGUUGAUUUGCUGCUAUACAAGCUCCAUAUGCUAAACUGAUUGUUAAGUGCGCCCCAGCUGUGGGGAAAGUCAAAGACAUGUCAAUCAAAAUGUCAUCUGCCCGUCAACACCAUCUUGAUAAUAGGUGCAAACAGCUUAGUAAGCCAUUUUUGGAUGCUUCAUCAGGAUCUCAACUUUGACAUGACAAAUGCUUUUUUCAAGAGGUCUUAAUACUUUGGAAGAGAUUUAAUUAUGAAAAAAUACAGAUUUCUUGUGCAUGCAAGGUCAUGGGAAGGGAAAGUUGGGAAAGGGAAAGUUCACGCCAUUUACACAGAGUGAAGCAUUAAUAGGUUUUGAGAGUCUUCCUGUUCUCUAUCUCCUCUGGCAGUAAUUUGUGCCGAAUGAACCACUACUUACCCUCCUCUAAUCCCACUUCCUGUGCCACUGUUGCCAGGCAAAAUACAAGUCCGACAAACCUCCCCCCCCUCUUGUUACAGCCAUCUCACCCCCUCCACCCGUCAUUUUUCUUACACCUCAUUUCACUCACCAUCAGCAUCCCCAGUCUAGACAGCAUGGCACUCCAAGAGGUCUCUUCUUCCUUCUGUUUGUGGUUUCUUUUGGCCAAGUCUUGUCAUAAUAUGUUCUGUUAAUUUAGUUUUUCCCUGCUUUUGUUAUUUUUAGUUUAUUUUCUUUGUGUUUAUCUGACUGUUUCUGUUCCCUAUUGUUCCUGUGACCCAGUCUUGUGAGUUUGCAGUUUGUGUUUGACCCUAUUUCCUUCAUGUUCUCAGAGUUUCUUGUUUUAUUUUGUAGUAGUUGAUUCCUUGCGUUUCUAGUCUGGUUUUACUUCCCUAGUGUUCCCUCCUCGUUAAUCACCCAUGAGUUUCACCUGUGUCUCGUUAGCCUCACCUGUUGCUCGUUUCCCAGUGUGUAAAUAUAGUCCCUGUCUUCCCCUCUAUCCUGGUUGGUUCAUUGUAUGUAUGUUUGUCGAUGUGUGUGAGUCUCCAUAUGAAUUUUCCCCAGUGCCCUUUUGAUCUUUUGGAUUUUUUCAAUUGGACAGUUAUAGUAAGUUUUUGUUGCUUCUUAUUUAGCUCUUCUUAAAUAAAUCCUUUUUUUCGUCUAUACUUGGGUCCUUUCCCUUUUGUUUCACCCUGGACCUUGACGAGUCUGCUGAAAUACUUUAUAUUUAAUCUUUCUUUGAAUUAGUAAAAUUGUUAUGUGUAUGUGCAAUUACAAAUUAAUGUGUUUUUAUGUAAAUUUAAUGGAAAGUUGAGUAAUACAAAUCUGUUAUUCUGAACAAAAAAAGCGCCUGUGAAAAUGAAGUCAUGAUAUCACACCCUGCAAAUGUACAUAAACUUCAGUGAGAAUGAGAAAAGCAUUAACAUGAAUUAUGUGAGGAAAAGGGACAUUAAUAAGAGAGACACAGAUUGAGUCAGAACCGAGGGAUUCACUUUAAUAACCAGUUCACAGUUUCAGAUAGAGAGCUUAUGUUUUCCCUGAAAAUUUCCUACUUUAUGUCCAGUAUUUUAAGCCUAAUGAAGCUCUUACUCCGGAUUUUAUAAUGCUCUACUUUGUCACAUAAUUAUCUGGCUUCAUCUUUUCUAUAUUUUUUUAAGUAAAGUUUGAUCACCCAUUUAAUCAGAGAUGACGAGAGUUUAUGAAAAAAUUAACAAAGCUUGUGCAAUAUUUGGCAUCUGGUGCGUAAGAUAAAGAGCUUUAAUGUUGCUGGAAAACAACAGAGAGUUGAGAUUUCAUAUCAAAGAAUGAGACAGCUUUCUUUUCUCUCAAAGGCUGAAUAACAUGUUGGUUUGAAACUAUUCUAGAUUUGAAGCCUUAAUUAUUGACCAUCAGGGAUACCAGUGAUACAAGCCCUCAAGCACUUGAAAGGAUUUCCAUUAUUUUUCCAUGCAAAGUGCCAGACUGAGGUGGUUUGGUUUUUUAACUGUUUUAAUUUUUAUGUCUCUAGCCUCAGGCGAAAGAGAUUUUUAGACUUACCUGACAUGCGAACUUAAAAAACUCACUUCCAGUGUUUUGUGGUUAAUCAAACUGAUUGUUUCUUCAUAUGUUGAACAUCAGAACAGAGAAAAUAAUGACUGAAAUGCUUCAAAUGAGGCAAAGAUGACAUUUAUAGUCUGUUAGAUUGUUUCAGUUGGUGUAUUUAUCUAUCAGCUUUAAUCUCAGACCCGAGCUGUGAUCAAAGUAUGAAAACAUGAAAAUGGUCAGAUCUCUUAAAAGUAGAGGUUACAUUUCAUAAAGAAUUCUCCUUCCUUUUCGUGAUUUAUUUUAUUUAUACUAGUAGGAGACCUUAGAGCAUGUAAAGCACUGAAGUCCAAAGAGCAAAUUGUCUCUAUGUCACCUUGUAUCAAACCUACAUGUCUUGGACCACAGUAAAACAAUUCUUAUUGUAUUGACUUGAAUCAAACUAUAAAAGCCUAUUGUAACUCAUCAUAAACCACACCUUACUGUGUUGUAUCGUAACAUGUCAAACUGUAUCGUACAGUGCCAUGUUUUCUUGUGUUGAAAUUUUAUGUUAGGACAUUAAAAAUUGUACCUUAAUAUACCAUAUCACAAAUACCAGUGCAGUAUAUCACAUUGCUUUGUAACCUGACAUGAAAUAAAGUUGCAUCACAUCGUGUCACAUUGCUUCACAUCACAAAGUCACGUAAACAACUCAACGUAUUGUAAUGCAAAUUAUCUUAAAGAAACUUAUUGUAACGCAACUUAUGGUAGCGCAAGUUAUUGUAACGUGACGCAAUGUAUCGUGACACAACGUAUCGUAAUGCAUCUUAACGUGCCGCAACUUAUCGUCACACAAUGUAUCGUCACACAACAUAUCGUGACGCAACAUAUCGUCCCGCAACGCUUCGUCCCGCAACGUAUCGUAACACAACUUAUCGUGACGCAACUUAUCGUGACACAACUUCUCGUGAUGCAACUUAUCGCGACGCAACUUAUAGCGACGCAACGUAUCGUGACGCAACCUAUCGUAAUGCAACUUAUCGCACACAACUAACGCAACUUAUCGUAACGCAACUUAUCGUAAUGCAACGUAGCGUAAUGCAAUGUAAAGGAACGUACCGUGAAGUAACGCAAGGCAUUGCAACUCAAUUCAUCUUUACACAAUGUAUCGCAACGUAACUUGAUUCAAUGUAAUGCAAUGCAGUGUAUUAUAACACAAUUUUAAACAACCAAUUGCAACACAAUUUAACGAAACUUAACCUAACCAUAGGAAACGUAAACCAGUGGAAUGUAGAGCAACGCAACAAAACGUAAAGCACUGUAAUAUAACCCAAAGAACUUAAUGUAAUGUAACAUAUAACAAUGUAUCAUUUUGUGAUAAAAAGUAAUUAUUAAACUUAGCAAAACAUGUCAUCAUGUAUAGAAUUGUUUUACUUUGUAUCCUUUCAGAAUUUUAACUGUCAUUUUGUGUCAUAAGGUAUUGUAACAUAUCGUACUGUCUGGUGUUUUUUCAUAUCAUUUCGUAAUUUUCCUGUCAUAUCAAAACGUAUCAGGACUUACAGUUUUGUGUUGUCAUACAGUAACACUGUACAGUUUUAUUGUACAUUUCACAUGCUCACCUAAAAGCUGUGAAGCAAUUUCUGAACAUGACACUUCUACAACCUUUUAUUUGUAGUCUCACAGUUCAUUAUGUCAUGAUCCUCUCUGCAACCAGAAUAAGUCACUGGUGAUGAAAUGAGGUCUGGUUCUCCAGCUCUGUGGAGUUAUUGGAGCACUGGAGAGAGUAAUAACUCCACCUGAACUAGGCCAGGGCAGCACAUGCAGAUGUCGAGCUCGUCCUCGACUCAGCCAGACGCCUCGCUGGUUGGAGGCAGAUCCACAGAUUACAGAGACCCUGGCAGCAGCCGCUGGCCUGAAACAUCUAAAGACUGGACACUUUUGAGCCGCCUGACUGGUUGUCUUUCUCUGUUUGUCACUUCUGAGUGAGACUGGAUCUACUAACAUGGCAAUCAUGACCUAUUUCCACAGAGGAGGGCGAAAAACACGAGGAAAUAAGGUCCAAGCAGGAGGAGAAGCAGAGCUCGGUUUAUUUAUGUAUGUGUGUCACACAGGAGUAAAGAAAACCCAAUGAAGGCAAUAUAGGAGCAGGGUUUAUAGAAAAUCUACCAAGAUUAGAUAAAAAGGCUGAUACAAAACAAACUUAAAAUCAAAGUUCAGACAUUAUGUAAGAAAUUUGAACUAAAUGUGUGAACUUUGAUUUUUUUCUCUGCAAACCAGACACCAGAUUAUCGUUUUACUGCCUAGAUCAAAUUAACCAAAGAUAAAUCAAAGUUGGCCUUUGGAUAUUCCCUUUCAGGUAUUAUAUAAUCUUUGAUUCUAUAUACAGAUAACUUUUUUACAUCCUUCAAAUCUUGUAGUUUGCCUUAAGUUUCUGUUGUGCCCUUUUUUUCAACCUGAAAAAUAGUGUCAACAGGACCAGACAUCUUCCCUCUGACUGAUUUGACAACAUGUUUGAUCAGGUUGUUGCUGGAGUUGGGAUCUAAGUUCUCACCAGCCACAAUCAAGUGUUUAACCCAGCCGGUAAUAAAUCAUUUAGGAUGCUCUAUCUUGAGAAAGCGACUAAAUGUCAAACUCAACCUUCUCCACUCUGGUUUCAAGGGUAAUUUUACCCAGAGGCGCUUCUUUACUUCCCUACGCUCUGAUUCUGGACUGAUUUUUCGAUAGAUUUGUGCCACGACAGGCUGUUGACCCAGACUGUGCUUCGUUUGAAUGACAUAAAAUAUAAUCAAUCAUUUCAUUCCUUUAGGUCCUCACAGAAUGGAACCCGCUAUCCUUCGCUUUCCCACACUUUUAUUAUUUUGCUCGUCUAAAAUCUUGUGAUAUUUUCUUCACCCUGCUUCUUCCCCUCUCUGGAGAGCGAGUGCAUUCGUCUGCUGUACUCUCCCUCUCUCUGCCUUUCUCUUAAAUGUGGUCGGAAUAAUUGAUGGAAGUGUUUCUAAUGCUGGCACGUCUGAUUUCCAUACCUCACUGUUCUGCCAAUUUAAGCUCCUUUGCCUCUUUGAGUGGGAGGCCGAGGCGAGCGGAGCGUCAUGAUGAACGACAGACGUCUGCGGAGACAUAAACAAAGAAAGAUGAAGCACUUUAUUAAUUCUGACAAACAGAGAAAAGAGAAGUCGCUGUCGUUUUAUCUUUCUUUUAAAUGAGGUGUGCUGAAUUACUUAGAUUUUGAGCAGCCUUGUCUUCCAGUGCAGAAGAUAAAAUGAACUGAGCUUAAGUACGCACCCAGAGACGGAGAGCCAACAUCAAACUCUCGUUUACCAUGGCGUUGCAGUAAUAUGUGUGCAUAUUAUGAUGUAAUCUCUCUGCAGAUACACGCACAUUGUUUUUAUCUUUGUGUCACUGUUACUACAAUCACGCUUUAAUGUUAUGUGUUUGAGAGUCAGUGCCAGGCUGCAUCAAUUUACCUGAUUUAAUCAUCCAUACUCUGUCUCUCCUGUGUGUGCAGACGGACUGGGGCGGUCAGAGGACCCUGCAGAGGAAGUGGACCACCUUCCUCAAGGCCAGAAUGGUGUGUUCGGUCCCGGAGUACGAGCUGCACCUCAACAUCCUGCGCAGCGUGUUUGUCCUGCAGGGCCGAGAUGCUCAGAGCAGCGUUUUCUACGGUAUCUUUGGACUUGAAUGGUGAGAAACGUCAUCAAAUAACUAAAUAAAACCUUAUUCAUAAUUCCUCAAUGAGCUACAGUGAAAGCUUAGCGUAUAUUUCAGGCGAUAAGGCGCACCAGAUUGUAUGGCGCACUGUGGAUUAACGUGUCUAUGUUCACACAUAGAGUGAACCGGAUUGUAAGGUGCAUUAAGCAUUAAUUGGUUUAUUGUUGCUAGCGCAUACUCUGGGCCGCAAAUUUCUUUUUGGAGGAUAGUGGGGGAAGGUCCUGCCCUCCUUCGCCUCUGAUUGGCUAGAAUUGCUGGGCUCCAGUUGGUUAUUCCUAAUGGCUGUGAAAUAUCAUCGUCUGUCGGGUUAGGGUUAGGAUUAGGAUUAGGAUGAGGGUCACGGUUAGGAUUAGGAGAUUCAGAAGUGCGAUAAUGUUCUGUAAUGUUCUGUUCGAUGUUUGUUUUGAGCCUGUAUUGACAUUUCCAGCUUUUCUAGCCAAUCAAAGGCAAAGGAGGCGGGACCUUCCCCUUCUACCCUACAAAAAAAAAUAUGGCCUCUGGGCCGGGGCUGCCAAAUGAAUUCACUUGGAGUUUAGACGUUACAGUCAGGCAGUCUUGUUGACAGCUCAAGGGUCCUGUUACGGGGCAGAUCAGGUACUAACACAGCAGAGCAACUUUGUUGCUUACCAAAGUCGUACUUACACAUGUUGACAGAUUUUUGAGCGCUUUGUACCACAUAAAACCGGUCAGUAAGCUCAACAAGUAAUCAUACAUAAAAUGCACACUGUCAAUUUUUGAGAAAAUUCAAGGAUUUUAAGUGCGCCUUAAAGUCCGAAAAAUACAGAACUUCACUGGACUCUUCUUGUCCUUGUACACGGGGGGCUGUCAUGUCGUCUAUCUUUUCUGCAGUCUACAAGUUGAACUGAUUAUAUUUCUUCAGAGAAGAUUCAAAAGGUCACUGUGAUCUUUCAACCAACAUUUUUCACCAUAUCCUAAGAACCAUAACUCUAACAACUGUCAAAAAGGAUGCGAUGAUGAACUGAUGACAUUUUUCACUCCAAAACUAAAAGGUCACUUAUAGUGUUUCGUAAUAAUAUUCACUUUUCCUGGCCUCCAUUCCUCGUCUCUUUUCCAUUCUCUUUGUUUUAAAACACCUCAGGGAUACCCGGUGGAAGUCUAUUUAAGUUACGCCGACACAUUUAAGUGGAUUUUUGAAGAUGGACUCAUUGGUUUCAGGGUCAAAGGGAAUAAAUUAACAUGACCUCACGUCUGUUGGUGUCAGGAAACAAAAAGCAGAACCAAAAUCUGUUCAAAUCCACGAGUAUUGAAAAUUUCGACCUAGUUCUUGACACGCAAACCCACUUCCCAUAUUGUCUCAGCUGUUUGAUGGUUUAAAUGCAGAAGUGCUCCGGCGAGACACCUGAUAAAUAAGCAAACACUGUGCAUAUGAUCGCUGGUUUAAAAGAAACAAAAAGAAAGAAAGACAGAUGGAUCAACUUAGAUUUGCAAAUCAUUCCUUUGUCCGUCUGUCUCGUCCCAUUAAAUGAGGCAAACAUGUUUAGUGUCUCCAGUUCCAGCUUGUCCAACUUGAGCGUUUGCAGAUGGUCUCUGAUAAAUGUCAUUUUGAUUUAGAUCUUUGGAUCCAGCAAAACAAGACAUCCACAAGCAUCCAAUGUGAACACUCUGGGCACAUUUUUUCUCUAUUUUCUUUUCUUUUUUAGAGACGAAAUGCUAAAUUUUAGAGAGGAUAAUCAGAAGAUUAUUGAUAGCCGGAGAAAUUCUGAGUCCAAACCUCGGGAGAGUUGUUAUCUGAGCUGCAGUGAGAGCCGACAAAGUGACAGUGUCAGAGGACAGCGGCUGGCAGCGGUGUGAGUGUGUGUUUACGCUGAUAUGCAGAGUCAUGCUGCAUAAAACCGUCCCAAGGGUGUUUGGAUUGUGAUGAAGGGGAUAACGUCGUAACAGGACAGUAACGCCAUCGAUUUUUCUCUUUUUCGACUCAGUCUUACUAUUACCUGCUGCUUCUGUGCCACCUUUCUCUCUCUCUCUCUCUCUCUUUCUACGCGCUGAAUCUCUUGAUAAAAGACUCACACCUGUAGGAGUGUUACUCGUCAGCAUGUGUCAGACUCAAGCGUGCAAGAGUGACUAAGCCCCCGAGCUGCACUACUCACCACUUUUGAAGACAGACUCCGGUUUCACUCGGAUCUCAUUUUUCUCACCUGAAUGCUUUUUGAAGACUGAGGUGGACACACAAUAGGCCCAAGAAUGUGACGCAGAUAUUCCCCCCCUCCGUUACUAAUCUCGCCUCCAGGGCUUCAGAUUAAGGGUCACCUGGCUCCUGACUUCCAGGUUGAGUGUUUUCUUUCACAGGUGCUGCACCGAAAACCACAAAUGAAGCUGCUUUGUCCGUGACUCACAGGGAGUGGGUUUCUGUGAGUGUUCUGUUGAAAAAUCUGCAAAACAAAUCCUUUCAGAUGCUCAGCUUCUGGAGAUAAAGAGUGAAAAUUACAACCUGUCAGUGAUUCGACUCACACACACGUCCCUUUAAGAAAAAUGAUAAGAUCUAACAGAUUGUACCACCUUCACACCCACGGUUUUUAGAGAAUAGAGAAAAGCUCCGAGCCGCUUCGAAAACCUUUCCUCCUGAUCUGAAUUUUGUUUGAUAUUUGAUCUGGGUGGCAGUUUUUCCCUCGAUGAUAAAGCCUCAGUGUUUAUCCAACAUUGAAUCGUUAAUCCUGAGUGUGUCCCUCUGGAUGUGUCUUCGGGGUGGGGGGUUGUCUUUCAGGAAGAACAUCAAAGCGUCUGCGAUCUGCCAGUACGCCUUCUCUGAUGUGCAAAAGGCCUUCGAAGGGCCAUACAUGGAGGUGCAGGACUCAAAGUGGAGGGAGUACACGGGGAAGGUUCCAGAGCCAAGACCUGGAUCUGUGAGUUUCGCCUCAAAUAUCACAGAAUAUAAAAGAGUCGAUGACGCCUCAGGGCGUCUCUGUUGUCAAGUUUCAAUCUGGAUGAAAACAAUUUGAUUCUGAAUAUCAUCUCUCUGCCAUCCAGGGUCAGGUAAUCCAUCUUCCUUUAGUGCCAAGCUGUCAAACAAGACCCGACGUGCUUUUUAGGGAUAAUACAAACUUUGUCCACAGGGGGCGCCAAAGUCCACAUUAAUAGAAAGUUGCUUCUAAGUUAGGGUGACCAUAUUCUGACUUUGAGAGUUUUUCGGGUCAGAUCAAGUGUCUUUUACGCGCUUCUAAUUCAAUAAGUCCACGUGACACAAACUCGAAACUUCCGUACAAAACCGAAGACAUUUAACAGAUUUUAUAAACACCCUAUUAUAAGUGCUAUUGGGCUUGACUGUGGUCCAGGUUCUUCUUAAGUUUAAAGGUCCUUACACACCUGGGCCGACACGAAUAUACAAUGCGAAAGUAUGAAAAAUCUGGAGGCGGAUUUUGAUGCGCCUGACUAUGCACAUCAAGCCCGAUGUGAUUUAGUGACUUUCCGGGGGAAAAAGACGCAUCCCGGGGAAGACUUUUGCCGGGAAAAGUCCCGCCCCCUUCGCCUCUGAUUGGCUAGAAAAGCUGGAAACGUCAUCACACGCUCAAGCCAAACGGUCAGCACUUACAGCCAAUCAGAGGCAAUAAGAUAAACACAUGAAACUAUGGUAACAACCGUUAGCAUACGUCAGCCCAGAUGAAAGUUAAAAUAAGACGUUUAGCAAACUGUUAAAGCACACAAACUGAUAACUUUUGUGGUGACUAGUGAGGAUGAUAUGUCUCACUAACUCAGCCUAAACUAAAUCCAUCCCUCUACUGAGAAUAGGAUCAUCCUGAUUCAUGAUCCCAACAACCCAAACAGAAAGUUUACUCUAGAUUAAAAUGACAAUCACCAACAUGAAUCACCCUAUCAGACGUCCAGUUAGUUCACUAUCAUCAUCAUUUUCCAAAUAGUGAUCCCUCUCAGAGUAAAACUAAAGAAAAGAAGGGGCCUUUAGGGCAUGACUGACAAAACAAGAAUUAUCAAGACUCAAAUCUUCAUCUUGAUUUAAAAAUGCAGAAUUCAAGGCUUUAAAAAAAAACAUGUAUUCAUAUUUUACAUCAGCGCAGCUCUGCCUCAUUUUUCACUCUCUAUUUUCUGCUCUCUUCCUCUCUGACAAUCUCUUUCUGUGUCUCGUCUCUACAGUGUAUCACUGACCUGCACAGGUCCCGGGGUAUCAACUCCUCUCGAGAUCUCCCAGAUAAUGUCCUCACUUUCGCCAGGAGGCACCCGCUAAUGGCCAGUCAGGUGCACCCUUUGGGAGUGCGUCCACUCAUGUUCAAGAGGAGCGUCAACUAUGUCAGGAUAGUCGUGCACAAAGAGACGGCGCUGGAUGGGAACAUUUAUACCGUGCUGUUUUUGGGGACGGGUGAGUCUUUACCAGUUUCUCAAAAAGACAGGUAACCUUGUGUACCCUUCUUUUCCCCACAAUUGAUGGAAGGCCAUCGAGUACACUCCACUUACACAGUUUAUGAUGUCCUAUGAGACAAGUAGCUCUGGAUUUGACACAGUAGAUCACAUUAAACUGAGGCAGUGGGUUGGUAUCACUUUAAGCAUCCUUAACUGGUUUUCCUCAAUUUCUCUUAGUAAGAAUUUUCCAGUGUUGCUUGGUCUUUACCAGUCUUAGACAGUGAGUCUGUGCGGUGGUGUGCCUCAGGGAUCUGUGCUGGGUCCUGUUUUGUUGUGCUUCCAGCUAUUCUUUAAGUUUGAAUCUUUUUAGCCUACUUAGACAAACUUCGUAACUUAUUUAUUUACAUAUUUAUUUGAUGCUAAUUAAAUAUGUUGGUUCUCAAUGUAGUUGCAUUUUUAUUAUUUUUCACUAUGAUUUGAAGUCUUUUUUUAUCAUUGUAUGUUAUUGUGAUACAUUUAUAGGCACCAUACCAAAUAAACUUCAUCACCUUACAAACUAGAAGGGGCUACAUCCUCCAUUAUCAAUAAAUAGAGUAUUAAUCCAACUCUAAACAUUUCUAAACAAGUGGGUUUUUCUCUCAUUAAAGUUUUCAAGGACAAUUUUUGCCUGAAAUUAUGUAUUUAUGACCUGUUUAAAAAGACUGAAUGUUUCAAGAUCACAACUGUCAAAUAAUUUUAAGAAACAAAUUGGUUCCAGUUGAUUUUUUUUGUCUUUUUAGCGGUUUUGUUGACAAAACCAAACAGUGCGGCAACUCUGCUUUGUACUUUAAAUACUCUUUUGCAUUUUAAGAUCUAUUGGGUGUUUGUUUUUCAUUAAACUGUCUUUACUUUUUAUUUCUCUCAGACGAUGGCUGGCUGCACAGAGCUGUAGACAUCGAUGGAGAAAUGCACAUCAUAGAGGAGCUGCAGCUGUUUGAUAAACCUCAGCCCAUUGUGAGCAUGGUUAUAUCCCCUGCUAUGGUAUGUAUUUGGAUAUUUUUUAUUUUAUAUAUAUUUUUUUAUUUUUUAUGUCUUUUUUUUAAUGCUAAAAACAUGCAGAUUAAUCUUUUUUAGCCAUUAGAAUCUGCAUAAUAUAAUGACAUAUAUACAUUCAUUGCAUUCCAACUCCAUCCGGAAAUUAUAAUAAACAAGUGGUACCUGUGUUGCGUGAGUAUGCCUAAUGUUGUUUGUGUUUCUAGUUGUAUUUUUAGGCUAAAAAGUAAUUUGCAAACACAGUGACGAGCAGAUAAAUAAUUCAUUAUUCCUUUCACAGCGGAGCAUCUACGUAGGCUCCAGCUCAGGAGUCGUACAGGUGCCGAUGUCAGCCUGUCAGAGGUACACCUCCUGUUACGACUGCGUGUUUGCCAGAGACCCGUUCUGCGCCUGGGACGGGAGGCAGUGUGUGGAGAUAUCGACUCGUGCAAAGAGGUGAGAGAGAACACACCUGUGCACUAAACGCACACACUGACGUCAGUAAGUACACAAACGAACUCUGAGAAUGUUUUACAGGAAGUAGUAAAAGUCGACAUGAAGGCAUUGAGCUUCUGAAAAAAACAGAUUUGGGGUAGAAGAACUACAUUCUUGCAGAGACGGAUAAAUUUGCAUCGCUCCAUCACUGAUACAGAAUUUAUACUCCCUAAAGCCUCGACUGCAGCUCCACCUGUUUGUUCUUAUCUAUUUCUGAUCCAUCUGCUGCUGCGUGUAUUUAAACGACAGCUACACAAACUCUAAGAAUAUAAACACUGAGUUUUUACGUAAAAACAAACAUUUCUAUUGCUAUAAUUAAUUUUUAAAAGUGUUCUUUUUUUUGCUUUACCAGACCUUCUGUUGAUAUUUUUGUCUGUUUUUUGGGCCAGAUUGCAACUAAAGAGUCUGAUUUAUUAUUUAUACAGCUCAUUCCUCUUCCUGCAGAGUUUUUAAGUUUAGAGGUAACAGAGUCGACCUGGAUUUCUACUUCAGCUCAGCAGGAGCUUCUCCUGGUGAGGGAAAAUCUGGAUUGAAACAAUGAGCCUCCAGAAAAAAAAAAGGAUUGGAGACCAAACUUUGAUCCAGUAUUUUAGUGAAACUCAGCACUGAAAUGAGCCCCCUGCUAUCAGCUUUAAAUAGUUUCCUUGGGGUCACCCUUUCCACACAUCCAUUCACUAAGAAAUUUCCAGUGUACAUGUGUAUAUGUAUGCAUAUGUAAUGUGUAUAUAUAUAUACGUAUAUGUAUAUUUGUGAUAUAUAUAUAUUGUGAUGUGUGUGAAUAAUCUAAACUGAACUAAACUAAACUAAAGUAUCCUAAACAGAGCAUGUGCUAUUAAAGCUGCAGUAUGUGAUGAAGUUUUAGUUUAAAAUCUUGAUUGUCAGGAACAAUAUUAAGUUAAGAUGUUACUUUAAAUAAGUGUGUCCAAUCUGUGUCUGUGAACUUUAUUUUAAAAAAGUCUGAAUCAAACAACAAGCAAAGGUUUGCUAGAAAGGAAUUAGCACAAAGCUCAAAAGCUGUUCAAUUUAGUGUUGUGUCGUUCACUAACGAUCCGUUCAAAAGAACUGAAUCUUUUAAGUGAACGUACUGAACCGAAUCACUUCCUCGAGUGAUUCGUUCAUUUCUCACUUCAGCUCAACUGAAGUGAGAAACAACAUUGCCAGACCAGCAGCCGGCAAAUGAGGGACCUCAUGCACUGACGUCUGAAUCACUUGGUGAACGAAUCACUCAUUGAACUACACUCUCUGGAAUCAUUUUUGUGGUACAAAACUACUUUUUGUUUUUAUUGCUAAAUUGUCACCACAACAACUUGCAUACAAUAGGACACAGCAUGUAACAAAUAGUGCAUUAAACCCGCAGCAUUCUAUCAUUGCAGCGGUUUGUGAGGGAACGGCCCAUGUUCAGUUGAAUUCGUCUAAACGUUAAGUGAACGAAUCACUCACUGAGGCUAAUUUAACGAGCAGACCUGAUAAAUAGCAUACCAUAGGACAGUACACUUAACACUGUCCUGACUCAAACAGGUGCACAGCCACAACAGUUAGUACAUCAUUUGGUGGGCGGGGCUUGAAAUGAUCAUCAUUUUCUAUACUGCUUUAAAAGUUUUACAUCAUUUAAGGAAAAUUAAGAUGAUUUUGCAAAAACAGUUCUUGAUUUUAAAUCUUACAGAAAAAAACAACAACAAAUCAUCACACUAUUAAUAUGUUGCCAUUAAAUGUUUGUACUUCAGCUUAGCUACUAACAACAGCAAUUAAGUUAAUAGGAUGUUAUAUUUAACCUCGUACAUACGUUAACUCGCUCACAGUCAAAGUAAACAUGCCCAAACAAAGAUCGAGUUUCUCUGACUCGCUGUUUGUUCUGCAGACUGUUUGAUACCUCUCUUCAUUCACUCUGCAUGACUGAGCUCCAGACAUCUUAAUCUUCCAUUAGCAGUAGCAGACAAAUCAGCCUCUCCUGUGGGUUUGAUUUUCAGGGGGCAUCAUCACAUUUAGAGAAAGCAGCAAAAGGACUUGAAUGUUAAUGCGAGAUCUAAAGCUGCACGACGCCCUUAAACAUUCCAUAAACAUUUGGAAACCUACAGGAGGUUAGAGGUCUGCUCUCAGGUGUUUUUAUUUACAUGGUGAUGAUGAUAGAUGAGGGGGAUAUAACGCUGUGAGAAAGUGCUUUUAUAUUCUGCUCACUUUGCCUGGAACUUUCUACAGUUACAGCGAUAUUGAAAACUAAGCUUUCUCUUACUGAAUACAGAUCAUUUCUGCAGAAAAGUUGAUGUUCUCUAUUCUGACUGCAGAUGUUUUUAGAAUUAGGUUGCUGUUUGAGUUCAUGUGCAGUUAUUUUGAUGGUUUUAGACAGCUCUGAAGUUGUUUGAGUACAAUAUAGAGGGAUUUUAUUCAGGGUGACCUACUUCAGACACAUAUUUACACAGAGGUGACAUGAUGUAUGUCCACUCUAACACACAUCACAUGGCACAAAUUGCUUGAACUCACAUUUUCUUCUCUCCUGAAAGAAACGCUUUAAACAACAGCGGUUUUCUAGGCUUUGAGGAGUUUUCAGCUGGUAAUGAAACAGACUUGACCUACAAAUGACCUACAAAAGCAAAAGUGGUCAUUCUCACAGCAAAGAUUCACCCCAUAGACUGUAUAUACUGUGGAUAACUUGGUUCCGCCUUCCGCCAGUAUACAGAUUUGAAGCCGAAAAGCGCUCUGUAAUUCUGCGUUUUUUCUCCACUUCCUGAAACCAACGUUGCACAGUAGCAUUGUACGCAUUCGGUGGGAGAGUCGCCGAGAGUCGCUAUGAUGAAUCUCGGCUCCAACAGCAUAUCCCUGGGUGAGCUAUGCAAUCUUCGUACGCCCAUUGGCUGUAUCAAGUGUCAAUCAUAGCAAACGUGAACCCCUAAUAACUUUUAAAAAUGUAGCUGUACGGAAAAAAGAGGUCUUGAGCACAAACCAGUCUUACAGUAACUACAUGUCAACAUCACAAGCAGGGUGGACAAAAACAUAUAUUCUGUGUAAUAAAUUUCUAAAGUUUGUCCACAGCUCCAUAGGGAUUGCUGGAAGAGGCGGGAUUUAUCACCUAUACUGCAGCCCGCCACCAGAGGGUGCUGUUCUCGAUGUGGCUUUACCCACCGAGGAGGCGGACGGCGUCCAUUCUAUAUACAGUCUAUGAUUCACCGUGAAUGACGCUCUUGGUUGUAUAAAAGUGUCAUGUUUGGUUUUGUAUUGAAUUUAUAAUCAUCUUAUUUCAGGUCAAACUUAACCCAAGACGUCUUGAGAGGGAUCAGAGGCUGCAAGGAGAAUUCAGGGAAUGGUAUGACACAAUGAUCUUGCUCUAUAUAAUACUUGUCUCUUUAUUCAUUUUACCUUCUAUCCACUCGCAUUUAGCUGCUAUUAAAGGUUUCAUAGAUGUCCGAGCCUUCCUCUACCCCCAGGUCCCAGAGUACACAUUUUAAUCAAGUCCUUUUUUUUUCCUAGAGGUCAUGAAGUCUUGCUGGCCGCAUUGUGGGGCUCCUUAUAUUUAAAGAGGCUUAAAGAUGAUGGAAAGUGAUGCUGAAAGGUUGAGCCGUGCAGGGUGCUCACCUGCACUUUGAAAACUUCACCUUCUGCGACCUGACCUCUCUGUAAUCAUCUCCUCUUUCUAAUCCCUGCAGAUGUAAAAAUGUAGAAUCUGAGUUCAAGUAGAAGGAGAGGUUUCAGUUUGUAGACCGGGUAGUUUUGACCGAUCGUAUAUCAGCAGGCUUUGAUUUAAUACAGGAAAAACAGUUGAAAGCAGAAAGCAACUGGGCGUAGAAGCGUCCAAGCUCCCAUUGGUGGUGUGAUGAGUCAUCUCUGUGAUCAGACAUCUGCAUCGGAGUGAGACAUGAACGUGGUCGAGGACAAAAAAAACUCAACUAGACUGUGUGAAAUCGUGUCGCAGAAGCUAAUAAGCAUUUAGAUUUACCAGCUCUUUGAAAUUCAGCAGAAAUGAUCGACCCAACCUCGAUUUCACAAACAACCAUUUUCAAAGUCUCCUCUUAAAAACAGCCCUGACAAAACUUGAUAUAUUUACUUAUUAAAAAUCUGCAGCAUGUUGUUUUUAUUGUGGCGAACAGACACGUCCAUUUCAAGUAAAAACCUUUUCUCCUUUUCUCUGGUUUAGUGGUCCAUCGAAGGCGCUCCGUCAUGUCCGGAGAUGAUGUACUACUCCAGUGUGAACUUCGCUCCAACCUCGCAACCCCCCGUUGGACGCUAAACGGCAAAGAGCUCCAGGGAUACGGCCUCAAUUCGGGCUACCGCAUCGGCACAGACGGCCUCCUCAUCAUCGGAGCUCGGGCCCAGCAGAGCGGCUCCUACCGCUGCUUCGCCGUUGAGAACUCCGUCUCGGUCCUGGUUUAUCUUUACACAGUCAAGGUCCACACAGAUCCGUACUUCCCCGUGGAGCCAACGGCCACAACCGAACCCACGACGGUCUCCAGCCCAACUGUUUUCACCACGACCACGCCAACGGAGCAGCCUCUCCCCUCGCCUCCCGCCCCGAUGCCUUCAGGAUCUGAGUUCCAGACCUACAGACACAUGGAGGCGGUGUACAUCUCUCUGGUGGCAGUUCUCGGAGGCCUUUGCUUAGUGUUGAGUGUGGUUCUCCUCUACGUGAGCUUCUGCACCAGACGGGCAGGAGCUCAGGACCGGAAGUUCUCCCAGCAGGGGCUGCAGGUCCUCGGGGCUUCUGAAAGAAAAAGGAGUUCGCACCUCGAGCUGAAAACGAUUUCCAGUCACUGCAACGGCCGCCACGGUCGUCGAUCCAUCUCCGUGCCGACAUUCGGGGACAUCGGGGAUGGAUUUAUCCAGAUAGUUCCAGGCGAGGGUCAGUUCUCUCCGAGCAAAACACCUCCUCCCGCACCUCCUCUUCCGAUGCCGCCCCCUCUUCCUAACGUGGACUACGCGAACGGGCUCUCAGCCACCCUGCCCAGCGUGCUGAGGAAGAUGAACGGGAACAGCUACGUGCUGCUAAGGCAGGCCGACCCGGAUGGUAUGUCGCCGCUCUACCACUCGUUCACAGAGGAGCUCAACAGGAUCCUGGAGAAGAGGAAACACACGCAGCUGGACCUGCAGCCCGACGAGAGCUCCAUCUAGGACAACCAACCCCGUAUUUAUCCCGUUGUAAUUUAUUUUGACCUUAACGACGACCCAUAGUUGUGGGGAGAACUGAUGGUUGUAUCAAACGCUGCUGUUAUUUACCCAGUGUUAGAGUCCUACCUGAUUGGAAACGUGCAGCCUUCCGUGUCUCCUCUGAUUCCACUUCAAGAAAAGACUGGCCACAGUUUGAGUAAGCGAGAGUUAGAGAGCUUAAUGAUGCUACCUCAGUGUGGGCUCUCUGGAGACUUGUGAAAAAUGGCGGUAAGACGACACAAACACGCUAAAGGAGCUAAAUGGGACACGGACGCAAAAUAAAUCAGGCCAGGAGGGAUUCAUGAAGUGUCGAGGAAGCUUUCAGUGCCGUGUAAUCUAACCCCUCCGUGGAGCUUAAAGUGAAUUAUCUGAUCUUUUGUGCUUUCUCUCACCAAACGUGAAAACCAUGAACACUUUAAGGAAGUUCAUUAAUCUGUCACGGGACAAAACGAUGGAUAGCAAAGUUUGACUCGAUCCGGUAGAUCAAAAUCAGCGCUGGAUGAAUUCGCCGGCAUCCCGCCUCCUGUUGUGUAGCAUUGGUGUGUAAUACUGCCACCUACUCAUCUCGACAAGUGACAUUAGAACUGAUCCUUGACCUACAAAUGCACUGAUCCAUCACACUAAAUGACUGAGUAUAUUUUAUCUGAAAGGAGCAUCCAGAGAGCACAUGGAGACAAGGACAAGCUGAGACGAAGAUGAAGCUACCUGAGCGGGUUUAAGGAGUUUCAUGUUUUGAUAUUGAUGUGUUUGAGUCAAAUCCAUUGGGCUGCAGGUAGCGACCAUUUUCUUGAUCAAAUCAUGUAAAAAAUGUAUUUUUCAAACUAUUUUCAAAUAGUUGAAAUUGGCCAACAGGAUGUCCCAAAGUGAAGGCGAUGUUUUCCAAUAGUUCAAGUUACCCAUAAACAAAUUCCCACGAUUUUAGAAGCUCGAACCAGCAAAUAUCUCAUAAAUUUGCUGUAUUUUUGUACAUGCAUUUCUAUCUCACUGUUGACUUGUUAGACGACAAUCCUGUGUUGUCUAUGAAGGAGCCCAUUUGACUCUAAAAGAUCAGAUAUUUUAUGUGUAUUAUCGCCUAAAGAUGCCAGAUCUGUUACAGAACACAAGAGCUCAGGUGGUUUAGUAAUCCAUUCAAAGCACUGUCUCUUAACUUUCCUCUGUUCUUGUGUAAGUCGCAAUAAAUGCAUCCGUGUUGCAGCCUUUUUGUAGCAACAUUUUGUGCCAAUAGAAAACACCCGUAGCAAACAUUUUUGAGGUUUCUUUGUGUGUUUUGCAUCAGUGUGAGGCAGGAAAUAGAUAUGUGUGAAAUUAGUGAAAACUCAACACUAUAGAAUAAACCACUGACUGAAUAUAAAGAUGGAUGGUGCUCAUAGUUUGGUCCAAAAGUGAAGCCAAAACUACCCCUGCAAUAGGCGUCGGAGAUUGUGCAGAUUGGCCAGUGGCGCUGUGUUAUUGGGGUUCCACCUCCUUCCUCUUCUGAUGUGUAUUUUCGCCCCAAAGUCCAA
This is a messenger RNA of Xyrichtys novacula (pearly razorfish), 48968 nucleotides long. The record is from the annotation of a GenBank genome assembly. NCBI's taxonomy places the organism in Eukaryota, Metazoa, Chordata, Actinopteri, Labriformes, Labridae.